AUGACCACGCAGGCGCCGACGUUCACGCAGCCGCUGCAGAGCGUCGUGGCACUAGAGGGUAGUGCCGCGACGUUCCAGGCUCAAGUUAGUGGUUCUCCAGUUCCUGAGGUGAGCUGGUUCCGUGAUGGCCAGGUUCUUUCCGCUGCUGCUCUGCCCGGCGUUCAGAUCUCGUUCAGCGACGGCCGCGCUGUUCUGACGAUCCCCGCCGUGACUGCCGCGCACAGCGGAAGAUUCUCCAUCAGAGCCACCAAUGGUGCUGGACAAGCCACAAGCACAGCCGAGCUCCUGGUCACAGCGGAGACGGCUCCGCCCAACUUCCUGCAGAGGCUGCAGAGCUCCUCAGUGACACAGGGCAGCCAGGUGAGGCUGGACAUCCGAGUCACAGGGAUUCCAACACCUGUGGUGAAGUUCUACAGGGAGGGAGCAGAGAUCCAGAGCUCUGCCGACUUCAGGAUCCUCCAGGACGGAGACCUGUACAGUCUGCUCAUAGCUGAGGCCUUCCCAGAGGAUUCUGGGACGUAUUCUGUGACGGCCACUAACAGCAGCGGGCGGGCCACAUCCACUGCUGAGCUGCUGGUUCAGGGGGAAGAAGCUGUUCCAGCGAAGAAAACCAAGACGGUGAUUUCAACAUCUCAGAUUUCACAAACUCGUCAAACCCGAGUGGAGAAGAGGAUGGAGGCCAGUUUCCAGGCCACCGCCAUGAUGGAGAUCCAGGGGGAGGGCGGAGAGGUGACACACCAGCUGGCUCACAAGACUCCCCCCCGAGUCCCCCCCAAGCCCAUGGCCAAGUCUCCCACCCAGUCCUCGCUGGUCGCCAGGGUGACAGGAGGACGCCAGCAGUCCCCAUCACCCGUCAGACAUGUUAAGGCGCCAACGCCCACACCAGUCAGGCCUGCUUCUCCCACUUCAAGACUCUCCGUCUCCCCCAUCAGGCCAGUGAAGUCCCCCAUCGCCACCCGCAGACAGGGGGCCGCCGGCGCCGACGUCCUGCCGCCGUGGAAGCAGGGCGACUUCGUGGCCGAGGCCAGCUUCACCAGUAUGACCAGUAUGAGCAGUAUGAGCAGUAUGAGCAGUAUGACCACCGUCACCCAGCUGGGUCAGGAGCAGCACUGGGAACAGGUCGUCGGGGUCAAAGAGGUGGUGGAGGCAGCAGCCGUUCCUUCUGCAGGUGGAGCCGUGGUUCCACCCACACUGGAGUCGGGCUUGAAAAACACAAACGUGACCGAGGGCGAGUCCGUGACCCUGGAGUGUCAGAUCAGCGGCCAGCCGGCCCCGGUCAUCCUGUGGUUCAGAGAGGACUACAAGAUGGAGUGCUCCAUCGAUUUCCAGAUCAGCUACGAGAGCGGCUUCGCCCGGCUGGUGAUCCGCGAGGCGUUCGCUGAAGACAGCGGCCGCUUCACCUGCACCGCCACCAGCGAGGCGGGCACCGUCAGCACUUCCUGCUACCUGCUCGUCCAAGUGUCCGAGGACAUCGAGAGCCGGGAGGAGAUGACUGUCGUCACCGAACAUGUGGAAACUGCUCAAGAGAAGCUUGAAACCGAAGAAGCCAAAGAGGAAACCAUGUCUCAGGUGAGCAUGGCCGAGUCAGACAGUGCUGCCGCUGCUCCCUUCUUCAUCCAGACACCCAGCGUCCAGAAGCUGGUGGAGGGAGGAAGUGUCCUGUUCCAGUGUCAGGUGGGAGGAAGCCCCAAACCUCACAUCAUCUGGAAGAAGAGCGGCGUGCCGCUCACCACCGGAUACAGAUACAAAGUCGCCUACAAGAAGGAGACAGGAGAGUGCAGGUUGGAGAUCUCCAUGACUUUCGCAGAUGACGCCGGAGAAUAUUCUGUGUUUGUGAAGAAUCAGCUCGGAGAAGUGUCAGCCUCAGCCAGCCUGCUGGAGGAAGAUGAAUACGAAGCCUACAUAAAGAAACAGGAAGAAACCUUUAAGACUGAAGUGACCACAGUGGUGCAGGAGGCCAAAGUGGCAGACGUCCCCCCCGUCGUCGUGACCACAAUGGAGAGGAUGACCACCACCAUUAUCUCAGGACAGGAAUUCCACCUUUCUGCCAUCGAGCAGAGGAUCAUGCAGGAGAUCGAGUUCCACCUCAUGAGCAUCACCUACAGAGAGAUCGUGACAGAGGACGGAGAGUUGAUGGUGACCGCCACCGCCGAGGACGCCGUGCAGCCGGCCUUCGACACGCCGGUCAAAAACUACAGGAUCAUCGAGGGAAUGGGCGUCACCUUCCACUGCAAAGCAGCUGGAACGCCUCUCCCCAAGAUCGUUUGGUACAAAGACGGCCAGCGCAUCCGGCCUGGUGGCCGCUACCAGAUGGAGGUUCUUCAGGACGGGCGAGCCAGCCUGCGCCUGCCGGUGGUGCUGCCUGAGGACGAGGGCGUGUACACCGCCUUCGCCGCCAACAUGAAGGGAAACGCCGUCAGCUCUGGGAAACUCUAUGUGGAGCCGUCCGGAGCUGUCACACCUCAGAGAUACACACCACAGCCAGCCAUGCAGAGGAUCAGGUCCACCUCUCCUCGGUCCAUGAGCCGCUCGCCGGGUCGCUCUCCCAGCCGUUCGCCCGCUCGCCGUCUGGAUGAGACAGAUGAGGCUCAACUGGAAAGACUCUACAAACCCGUGUUUGUCAUGAAACCGACCUCAUGUAAAUGCUCAGAGGGACAAACUGCCAGAUUUGACUUGAAGGUUGUUGGCAGGCCCAUGCCCGAGACCUACUGGUUCCACAAUGGACAACAAGUGGUUAGUGACUACACCCACAAGAUCGUUGUCAAAGAAGACGGGAUCCAGUCGCUGAUCAUCGUCCCGGCCAUGCCACAAGACUCUGGAGAAUGGACGGUCAUCGCUCAGAACAGAGCUGGACGCUCGUCCCUCUCCGUCACGCUCACUGUCGAUGCUAAAGAAACGUUGGUGCGACCUCAGUUCACCGACAAGCUGAAGAACCUCAGUGUGAAACAAGGCACUCUGGUGGAGCUGGCUGUGAGAGCCAUGGGAAACCCGCUGCCUGACAUCGUCUGGCUGAAAAACAGUGACAUCAUCUCACCGCACAAGCACCCCAACAUCAGGAUUGAAGGAACCAGAGGAGAGGCCAAAUUUCAAAUUCCCUCAGCCGCUGGCUCAGACAGCGCCUGGUACACAGCGACAGCCAUCAACAAGGCUGGUAGAGACACCACCCGCUGCAGAGUCAAUGUGGAGGUGGACUAUGCUGAACCUGAACCAGAGAGAAAACUUAUUAUUCCCAAAGGAACCUACAAGGCCAAGGAGAUUGCUCCUCCGGAGCUGGAGCCCCUUCAUCUGCGAUAUGGUCAGGAGCAGUGGGAGGAGGGCGACCUCUACGACAAAGAGAAGCAGCAGAAACCACUGUUCAAGAAAAAGCUGACCUCUAUCAGAAUGAAGCGUUUCGGUCCCGCUCAUUUUGAGUGCAGACUGACCCCUAUUGGUGACCCCAUCAUGGUAGUGGAGUGGCUGCACGAUGGCAAACCCCUGGAUGCUGCUAACAGGCUACGCAUGGUCAAUGAGUUUGGCUACUGCAGCCUUGACUAUGAAGCUGCUUACGCUAGAGACAGCGGUGUCAUCACUUGCAGAGCCACAAACAAGUUCGGAGUGGACCAGACCUCGGCCACCCUGAUUGUCAAGGAUGAGAAGGGUCUUGUUGAGGAGAGUCAGCUUCCUGAAGGCAGGAAGGGAGCUUACAGAAUGGAUGAGAUGGAGCGCCAAGCUCACCAGGGAGGACCCUAUGGAGUUAGUGCUGACGACGAGUCUGAGAAGUCCAAACCUGAAAUCGUUCUCCUUCCUGAACCAGCCAGAGUGCUUGAAGGCGACAUUGCUCGAUUCCGUUGCAGGGUGACCGGUUAUCCAGCGCCCAAAGUCAACUGGUACCUCAAUGGACAACUUAUCCGCAAAAGCAAGCGAUACAAACUUCGUUAUGAUGGUAUUUACUAUUUGGAGAUCACUGAAAUCAAGUCCUAUGACUCAGGAGAGGUCAAAGUGGUGGCAGACAGCAACCUGGGCUCAGCCGAGCACACAGUAAAGCUGGAGAUUCAGCAGAAAGAGGACUUUAGAACUCAUCUGCGUCGUGCUCCUGAGGCGAAGGCAGCCGAGGCUGCACCUGAACCGGGAAAAACACAAUUCGAGGUGGUGAAGGCUGAGACACCUGCAGAGGACUCUCAGCUGAAAGAGGUGGUCACGCUCAAGAAAGCCCAGAGAAACGUCCAUGAGAAAUCCACGGAGGAGUCAGACGAGCUGAGGGGUAAGUUUAAGCGUAGGACAGAGGAAGGCUAUUACGAGUCCAUCACCGCGGUGGAGCUCAAGGCACGUAAGAAGGAUGAAAGCUAUGAGGAUCUGCUGAAGAAAACAAAGGACGAUCUGCUUCACCGCGCCAAGAAGAAGGAGGAGGCCGAGAAGAAGAAGGAGGAGGAGCGCCUCAAACUUACAGCCAAAUCUCUAAAACCAGAGAGAGUCAAGCUCUCAGCCGGUAUGGAAGCUCCUAAGAUCCUAGAGCGUAUCACAAGCCAGACCGUAGCACAAGGUGAAGAAGUUAAGUUCCGAGUCAGAGUCGUGGGCAAACCAGAACCUGAGUGCCAGUGGUUCAAGAACGGUGUUCAGCUGGAGAAGUCAGACCGUGUUUCCUGGUUCUGGCCUGAGGAUCAUGUGUGUGAACUGGUGAUCAGAGACGUCAGAGCAGAGGAUUCUGCCAGCGUCAUGGUUAAAGCCACCAACACUGCAGGAGAGACUUCAAGCCACGCUUUCCUGCUGGUGCAAGCAAAGCAAGUCAUCACAUUUACACAGAAACUGGAGGAAGUUAGUGCCAAGGAGAAGGACACCAUGGCAACCUUUGAAUGUGAGACCAACGAGCCAUUCAUCAAGGUCAAAUGGCAGAAGAAUAAUGUGGAUAUCUUCACUGGAGACAAGUACAGGAUGCACUCUGACAGAAAGGUUCACUUCCUGUCUGUGCUGACGAUCGGCAUGAGGGAUGAUGCAGAAUAUUCCUGCGUUGUUAUUGACGACGACGUGAGGACGACUGCAAAGCUUAACGUGGAAGGAGCUCCUCUGGAGAUGUUGAAGCAGCUGGAGAGUACAGAGGUGCCGGAGACGUACUCUGGAGAGUUCGAGUGUCUCGUGUCACGAGAGGACGCGGAAGGAAGCUGGUUUUUCGGAGAAAAGCUGUUGACUCUUGGAAGUAAAUACGUCAUGUCUUCCCGUCGUGGAAGACACACCCUGUCUGUCAAAGACGUCAAGAAGGAGGACCAAGGAACUUAUUCCUUCAAAGUGAAUGAGUUCAAGACGAGCGCCUCACUCAAGAUGAAAUUGCGCCCAGUGACCCUCAUGCAGCCGCUGACCGACCUGACGGUCUGCGAGGGCGACAUCGCACAGAUGGAGGUCAAGUUCUCCCAGGAGAACGUUGAAGGAACCUGGAUGAAGAGCGGGCAGCCUGUCACAGCCUCAAACCGAGUCCACAUUGUUAUCGACAAACAGACCCACAAACUCUUGUUCGAAGACACCAACAAGAGCGACUCUGGAACCUACUCCUUCGUUGUUCCCGAUCAGGAGAUCUCCACCUCUGCAAAGCUGAUCAUUCAGACUAUCGGAGUGCUGAUACCACUAAAGGACACAAGUGCCAUUGAGGGCACCAAAGCCGUUCUGGAGGCUAAGAUCUCCGCUCAGGACAUCAGCUCAGUCAAAUGGUUCCACAACGACAAACUGCUGACAGCCAGCGACCGGAUCCAGCUGGUGGCGAAAGGAUCCAAGCAGCGUCUGGUCGUCAACAGGACGUACGCGUCCGAUGAAGGGAUCUACAAACUGGUGGUCGGGCGAGCUGAUACCAGCUGCAGGUUCACUGUCCAGACUGUCCAGAUCGUGACCCCGAUGAAAAACAAGGAAUGCUCCGAGUCUGAGAACGUCACCUUCGAGGUCGAGGUCUCUCACCCGGGUAUAGAUGCCUACUGGACCUUCAAGAGGCAGCCGCUCAAAGCAGGCGCCAAUUACAAGAUGGAAUCCAAAAACAAGCGCCACACCCUGAUUGUCAUGAAUGCCAUGAAGGACGAGGAGGGCGAGUACAUGUUUGCUGCCGGGGAGAAGAUGUGCAGUGCCUCUCUCACUGUGACAGGUGGCGCUAUCAAGAAGCCUCUACGUGAUCUGGUGGUGGCCGACUCCCAGACUGCCGUGCUGCAGUGUGAGGUCGCCAACCCGGCUGCCGAGGGCAAGUGGCUGAAAGACGGCAAGGCCGUGGACUUCAACGAGAACGUGGAGAGCGAGGUGAACGGCACUGUCCGACGCCUCGUCAUCAUCAUCACCAAAGCAACCGACAUCGGAGAGUACACCUAUCAGGUCGCCACCUCCAAGACCUCCGCCACCCUGAAGGUUGAGGCUGUGAAGGUAAAGAAGACCCUGAAGAACCAGAACGUGGUCCAGACUCAAGACGCUGUUUUCAUCCUGGAGCUCACCCACGAAGAUGUGAGGGGAGCACAGUGGAUCAAGAACGGUGUCGAGAUCCAGCCCAGCAACAAAUACGAGAUCACUAUCGAAGGCACCGUCCACAGCCUGAAGAUCAACAACUGCUCCACCAACGAUGAGUCGGUUUACUCCUUUAAACUCGGGAAACUCUCUGCGAAUGCCAGACUGAACGUUGAAUCAAUAAGGAUCCUAAAGAAGCCGAAGGACGUGACCUCCCUGUUGGGUGCGAGCGCGGCGUUCGAGCUCGGCAUCUCCGAGGACGACAUUCCGGUCAAAUGGAUGUUCAACAAAAUGGAGUUGAGGCCCAACGAGCACUACAGGAUGCUCUCUGAGAAGAAGACGCACAAACUGUUUGUCCAGGAUGUUGACACCAGCAAAGAGGGAGAGUACACGGCCGUGGUCGGACACAUGCAGUGCAGCGCACGCCUCAUCGUCGAGUCUCUGCGAGUCACCAAACGCAUGAAGAGCGUGGAGGUGCCCGAGACUCGGGUGGCCACGUUCGAGUGUGAGGUUUCUCACUUCAACGUCCCGUCCACGUGGCUGAAGGACGGCGUGGAGAUCGAGAUGAGCGAGAAGUUCAGGAUCGUGGUCCAAGGGAAACUUCACCAGCUGAAGAUCACGAACAGCAGCAGGGACGACUCGGCCGAGUACACGUUCGUCUGUGGCAACGACCGAGUCUCCGCCACGCUCACCGUCAGCCCGAUUGUGAUCGCGACGAUGCUGCAGAACGUGAACGCUCAGGAGAAAGACUCUGUCACAUUCGAAGUAAACAUUAACUUCGAGGAUAUUGCGUACAAGUGGCUGAAGAACGGCGUGGAGAUCCGCUCCACGGACAAGUGCCAGGCUCGUUGUCGACAGCUCACACACACGCUGUGCCUCAGGAGCGUCCAUUUUGGAGACAGUGCUGAAUACUCCUUCGUGGCUGGUUCUGCAGUGACCACCGCCAAACUCUAUGUUGAGGCUCGUGUGGUUGAGUUCACCAAACAUCUGAAGGACCUGAAGAGCACAGAGAAGAAGAGGGCGACGUUUGAAUGUGAACUCUCUGAACCCAACAUCCAGGUGAUGUGGAUGAAAGACAGUCAGGAGCUGGAGAUGUCUGACAGAUAUAAAAUGACCUCAGAUAAGUUCCUGCACCGUCUGGUUCUGCCGUCUGUCCGCCUGUCUGACGCCGGAGAGUACACGGCCGUGGCCGGGUCCAGUCUGUCCAAGGGACAGCUGGCGGUGGAGGGACGAGACGUCCAGAUCUCCGAGCCGGCGAGCAGAGACAUCACAGUGGUUGAGAAACUCAGAGCGACCUUUGAGUUCGAGGUGAACGAGGACGACGUGGACGGGCGCUGGCUGAGGAACGGGCUGGAGAUCCAGUUCUCAGUGGAGGAGAGGUUCAGCUACGCCACCAUCAGGAGGCUGCACCGCCUCACCAUCUCCGAGACGUUCAGGAGCGACGCCGGCGAGUACGUCUUCUCAGCCGGGAGGAACAAGAGCAUCAUGAACCUGCACGUCAAGCUGCCCGAGCCUCCGGAGAUCGUGCGGCAGCUGCAGCCGCAGCGCGUGGCGUCCGGCAGGUCGGUGCGCUUCUCGGUGCAGGUCAGCGGCCUCCCGGCGCCUCAGGUGUCCUGGUACAAGGACGCUCAGGCUCUGUGCAUCAGCGACAACUGCAAGUUCCUCCACGACGGAAACGCGCACGCGCUGCUGCUGCUGGAGGUUUCCCCCCCCGACGCCGCGGCCUACAGCUGCGAGGCCAGGAACGACUACGGAGCGGCCACGAGCUCGGCUCUUCUCACGGUCGAAGUCCCUGAGGUGGUGGAGACGCUGGCUCGGGUCCCGGCUCCGGUCCUGGUCCAGCCCCUGAGACCCGUCCUGGUCUCUGAGGGACACUCGGCCCAGUUCCAGUGCACCGUGUCUGGGGAAGGUCUGCAGGUUUCAUGGUUCUGUAACAACAGAGAGCUCAGAGACUCGGACAUCUUCAGGAUGUCUCACUAUGGGGACACCUGCCAGUUGGACAUUACCAGAGUUCUCCACGACCACGAAGGGGAGUACUCAUGUGUCGCCUCGAACUCUGCGGGGACGGUCACAUGUGAGGCGUCGUUGAAUAUCGAUGGUGAGUCUGUGAGGUGUUCACGUAACGUUCAGGUGAAACUGUUCCUGUCGGACCUUCACGAGCUUCAGUCGAACCGACAGCAGCAGGGACCAGAUGAAACAGCCGUAGCUAGUGCGAGGAGCUCUGGGGCUGAUGCUAAGCUAGCUGAUGCUAAGCUAAGUGAGCGGCGGGAGGCUCAGAGCUUCAGCUCCGCCCACAGUGUUGAGUUUACUCAGAUGCUCUCUCAGAGCUCCUCCGUGUCGUGGAGCACGCUGGAGGUUCAGAUGGAGACGAGCUCCGACAGCAGCUUGGGUCUCGGACCCUCAGCCCCCCCCACGCUGCUGAUGGAGCUGAGCGACGUCCGCGUGAGAAACGGCGAGAUGGCCGAGUUCAGCUGCACGUUCGCCGGGCAGCCCUUCACCGGGGUGGUGUGGCAUCACAACGGCCAGAGCCUGGUGGACGUGGAGCGGGUGAGGAGCUCUGAGAGCCGCGGCUCCUUGUCGCUGGUCAUCCCGGGUGUGGGCGUGGCCGACCAGGGCGUGUACCGCUGCACCGCCACCAACCGGCACGGCCACAACAGCUCCUCCGCCCGGCUCACUGUGGAAGCUAAAGAAGCGAAUCUCACAGCAGAAACCCCCAUCCCUACAGAUUCUGUACGCAAAGUGUCUCGGGCCGACAGGGAGACUCUUAGAGAUCUCCCUGAGCAGGAGAAGAAGGAGGCGCUGGAGGAGCUGGGGUCGUUGCCUCCAUCUUCCCAGAGACCGUACAGUUUGCUCAGCCACCUGUAUUUCCCUGAUGUCCCGCCUCAUGGCGAGCGAGGUCAACGUCUCUGCCCCGACUUCCUGGUCAAAGUCCCCCCCGAGCUGCUGAGCGGGAGCCGGCCCUGCGGCUCCUUGUUGUGUGUUAUGAAGGAGCUUCCCACUCCGUUUUUCAUGUGGCUUUACAACCGGUUGAGUUUUGAGGAUUCUGUGUCCUUCUCUCUGAAACAUGACGCCCCCCCGUGCUCUGUAAAUGUUAACAAUGUGAGAUCCGGACACGGGGAAUCUCUCACUUGCAAACCUGUCCUCUCAGCUGGGGAGGCUGAGAGCAGCACAGGGAUGAAAGUCGCUGCAGUGGAGAAGGAAGCUGUGACUCCGGUCCGGGAGGAAAUAAAAGUGAAACCUGUGUUCAGACACAGAAUCGUCCCUGUGGAGAUCAACAUUGGCAACACCGCCAAGUUCGAAUGUGAAACUGAAGACGCUCCGAAUGUGAGCUUCAAGUGGUUCAAGGCUGGAAACCCCAUCAAAGAGGGGGAUAAGUACCGGAUCAUCAGCCGCUUCAGCAUGUCCUCCCUGGAGCUCCUGGCGCCGAGCAGGGACGACAGCGGUGAAUACAGCUGCAAGGCGUCCAACCAGCACGGCAGCGACGAGUGCUCGGCCUCGCUCAGCGUCACAGAACAAUGUCCUCCUUGCUUUCUAACUAAGCCUGAGCCUCAGACUGUGUUUGUUGGUAAGAGGGCAGUGAUACAGUGUGUUAUAUCAGGAUCUGCUCCUCUCAGUGUGGUGUGGCUCAAAGACCAGCAGGUCUUACCCCAAGAGCUGACACACUUUCACACCUCUUGUGAAAAGAACAAACACACUCUUGAGAUAACCGUCCUGGAGGCGGUCCACAGGGGGCGCUAUGUUUGCAAAGUGUCCAACAAUGUUGGGACGGCUGAGAGCGGCAUGGAGCUGCAAGUCGUUGACAAACCGUCCUUCGUGACGCCCCUGGUCCCGGUGGCUGCCGUGGUCGGUGCUCCUCUGCACCUGGAGGCUCAGGUGGACGAGGACGCUGGAGUCAGUGUCUCAUGGACCAGAGAUGGUCGGAAAGUCCACCAGUCUCCAGACUGUAAACUGACUUUCGAGGAUAAGACCGUCACACUUGAUAUCCUCAAGACCACACUGAAGGAUUGUGGUCAGUUUAUGUGCACGGUGACAAAUGAAGCUGGGAGUGCAAUGUGCUCCUCUGUGGUGAAGGUCCAAGAGCCGCCGGUCUUUGUGAAGCGGCUGGAGGCCGGCGCCGUGUGGAAGCAGGGCGGCGCCGCCCGGCUGCAGUGCUCCGUCACAGGCUCGCCUGAGCUGCACACCAGCUGGUUCUUUAAUAACAGCGAGCUGUGUGCUGGCAGCAGGCACGCCAUCAGGCUCAAAGAUGGCGUGGCCACUCUUGAAAUUAAGGAGGUCAUGUUGACUGACGGUGGAAACUACACCUGUGAGGUUCUCAAUGAGUCCGGGUGUGAAAGCUGCAGCACUAAAGUGACGGUGAAAGAGCCGCCAUCGUUCAAACAGGAGCCGCAGUGUGUAGAGGCGCUCAGAGGAUCUGUGGCCGUGUUGCACUGUGAGAUAUCUGGCUCCGCACCGUUCGAGGUGUCGUGGAGAAAGAAUAAGAAAUGUCUGUCAUCAGAUAAGAAGCACAGGAUCGUGUCUCAGGGAUCCCUGAGCUCUUUGGAGAUCCACUCGUUUGAAAGCGCAGACACUGGUGAAUAUGAAUGUGUCGUCUCCAAUGAGGUUGGCUCUGUGAGCUCAAAGUCCACAACUAAACAGAAAGAGCCACCUACGUUUUCAAAGAGGUUUGAAAGCGCCACAGCAGUUUUGGGAAAUACAGUGAAGCUACAGGGAACCAUUAAGGGCUCCGCUCCCAUCACUGUCAAAUGGAUGAAAGACUCUGAUUUGCUCAGAGACGACGACCCAAAUGUCCAGAUGAAGUUCGAACAUAACGUCGUUAGCAUCGCCUUCUCCUGUGUGGAGAUCAAACAUGGUGGCAGGUACACCUGCCUCGCCGAGAAUGAGGCAGGGCAGCAGAAAUGUGAAGCAGUCUUAACAGUUCAAGAACCUGCCAGGAUCGUAGAGAAGGCAGCGUCCAUCAGUGUGAGCGCAGGAGACUCAGCCACACUCAGCUGCUCCGUCUCUGGAAGCCCAGAGCUCCGAGUCAAGUGGUUUAAAGAUGGGAAGGAGAUGAUCAGUGGCCGUAAAUAUAAGAUGACGAUGAAGGAGAACACGGCCAUCUUAAAGAUCCUCUCCGCAGAUAAAGGAGACACCUCAGAGUACAAGAUGGAGGUGUCCAAUAAAGUGGGAAAAGAGCAGUGCAGCUGCUCGGUCACUGUCAUAGAUCGAGCCGUUCCACCGUCCUUCACCAAAAGUCUAAAGAAAGUGGACGGACGUGUGGGUAGUCAGGUUGCGUUGGAGUGCAGAGUUUCUGGAUCUCAGCCAAUGGUUGUUUCUUGGUUCAAAGACAAUAAAGAAAUCCACAGUGAUGAGAAACAUCAGGUUGAUUUGAGUGAGAGCUUGUUGUCGGUGCUGAUCAGAGACCUGCAUCAGAACGACGCUGGAGUUUACACCUGCCGAGCCUCCAACGCCGCCGGGCAGGAGGAAAGCAGCGGCGCUCUGUGCAUCAGAGAACCUCCGGCCUUCACGGUGAAACCUGAAUCUCAGAACGCUUCACCUGGAUCAGACAUUGUCAUAAAAUCCGCAUUUACAGGAACAGCUCCUCUGGUGGUGAAGUGGUUCAGAGAGGAGAAAGAGAUGUUCACUGGAGGAAAAUGUUUCAUAAAGAAAGAUGCUUCUUCAAGCUCAUUGGAGCUUCACUCAGUGAAACCCGGUGAUUCUGCUAAAUACACAUGUCAAGUGUCCAACGACGCCGGGAAGGUGGACUGCACCGCCGGGCUGUUUGUGAAAGAAGCACCAACAUUUACAAUGAAGCCAGAGCCGUCUCAGCUGCUCAGAGCUGGACAGCCCCUGAGGUUGUCCUGUAAAGUUCAGGGCAGUCCUGUGAUUGUCAUCACAUGGUUUAAAAACGGCUCGGAGAUGCUCUCAGAGCCCGGACACACCUCGAGCUUCGACAGCUCCACAGCGACCCUGGAGGUGGAGAGCUGCUGUGUGGAGGACAGUGGACAGUAUGUGUGUGUGGCCUCCAGCGAAGCUGGUUCCGACCAGUGCAGCAGCUCAGUGACGGUGAAAGAACCUCCAGAGUUUAUGAGGCCGUUUGAGUCGGCUGAGCUUGUGAAGGGAUCUGAUAUCGUCCUGGAAGGAACCAUUUCAGGUUCUGCUCCCUUUGAAAUCACUUGUUUCCUCAAUGAUGCGUUGAUCAGAAACGACAAAAGACACAAAGUCAGCAUGGAAAACGACACAGUCACUGUUGACAUCUCAAACUGUGUGGGCGGAGACUCUGGCACAUAUCGCUGCACGGUGACCAAUGAGGUCGGGGAGACAUCGUGUUCUUGCCAGAUUUCACUGAAAGAACCACCGUCAUUUGUUCAGAGACUGGACAACAUGUCCUGCACGCUGGGCUCUGACGUGACUCUGAGCUGCAUGUUGUCUGGAUCACUGCCCAUGUCUGUCUCCUGGAGCAAGGACGAGCAUGAGCUCACACAAGACGAGCACGUUCACAUGUCCUUUGAAACAGAAAGAGCCAUGUUGAAUGUGAAAAAUGCUCAGUUGUCACAUGGUGGGAAAUAUGUGUGUGAGGCCCAGAACAAAGCCGGGACUCAGAGAUGUGCUGCUGUGCUCGUGGUCACAGAGCCUCCAUCAUUCAUUGAUGAGCUAACGUCUCUCGAAGUCAUUAAAGGUUCCACAGCAGCGUUCAACUGCAAAGUGGCAGGAAGUUCUCCGUUAAAGUACACGUGGUUCAAAGAUAGAAAGCUCAUCAAAUCCAACCACAAGCGUGUCACUGUUGAAAACCAGGGCAGCUUGAACAUCCAGGACUGUAAUGUGGAAGAUGUUGGUUCUUAUCAGUGCACAGCAGCCAAUGAGGUUGGAAGCUGCACUGGUUCUGCAGCCUUGUCUCUGAAAGUUCCCCCAACGUUUGUAAAGAAGAUGGAAAAUGUCUCCAGUGUUCUGGGAGACGCUGUCGUGUUUUGCUGCGUCGUGGAUGGUUCUCAGCCUCUUUCUGUAGAAUGGAAAAAAGACGAGAGCUGGAUCCCAGAAGACUCAAAGAUCGAGAGAAAGUUUGAGACCAAAGAGGCGACUCUCCGGAUUCCCGCCUGUGAGGCCGCUCAUCACGGAACAUACGCAUGUCGGGUCGUUAACGAAGCCGGGCAGGACAAAUGCUUUGCCACUCUUGUAGUGAGAGAACCACCUACAAUCCAACAGAAGCCAGAGGUGGUCAAAGUGACGAGUGGAGAUCCUGUUACUCUUGAAUGCAGCGUAGCUGGAACUCCUCCGAUCAGUGUUAGGUGGAGCAAAGAGGGCAACGAGUUCCAGAGCAGCAGGAAACAUCGUCUCUGCUUCGAGAACAACCGGAGUCGUUUGAACAUUCAGGCGUCGCAGCUGGACGACAGCGGACGAUAUCUGUUUGAAGCUACUAACUCUGUUGGAACUUGCAGCUGUGAAAUCAUGAUGGUUGUUUUAGAAGAGGUCAUUCCUCCAACGUUUGUCAGGAAAUUAACAAACAUUCAAGCAGUUCUGGGCUCGGUGGUCACGAUGGAGAGCAAAGUGUCCGGUUCUCUUCCUCUGUCCGUCCAAUGGAGCAAAGGGAAACAAAGCAUCAGCAACAGCUCCAAAUAUAAACUCCUGAACACUGACAACACAGUUUCACUGGAGUUCCCUCUGACAGAGAGCUCUGACACAGGAGAGUAUUCCUGUACAGUGACCAACCAAGCAGGCAGCUGUGUGUGCAGUGGAGUUCUUACAGCUAAAGUGCCACCAAGAUUUGUCACUGAGCCUGAGUGUCAGGCAGUUGUUCCGAAGUCGACUGCACUCUUCCGAAGUAUUUUUGAUGGAACGCCUCCAUUCACAGUGAAAUGGUUCAAGGACGACAUGGAACUCAUCACUGGGCCAUCGUGUUGGAUUAGACUGGAGACCUACUCCUCCUCUGUAGAGCUGAACUCCGUUGGAACUCCGCAAUGUGGGAUGUAUUCCUGUCAAGUUAGCAACGAAGCCGGCUCCGUGAAAAGUGCAGCAGAGUUGUUGGUGAAAGAACCUCCUCAGUUUGUCCUUAAACUGCCUCCUACUACCUUUGUGAAGCAGUGCCAGGGACACCGCUUCCAAUGCAAGGCCACGGCCUCGCGCUCCCUGAACAUGAGUUGGUAUAAAAACGAUCAAAAGAUAACCGACGGAGGCAACUAUAAAAUAAUGUUUGUUGACUCGGCUGCGUACCUCCAACUGCGCACCACAAGCUUGGAGGAUAACGGAGUCUACACCUGUGAGGCUCACAAUGACGCUGGCAGUGCGAGCUGCAGCAGUGUCCUCUCAGUUCAAGAGUCCCCAUCCUUUAUCAAAACUCCAAACCCAGUGGAGGGCAUUGAAGGGAAAGAGGCCAGCCUACAUUGUGAGAUGUAUGGCACUCCACCUUUCCAGGUUAGCUGGUACAAAAACAAAAGGCCGCUAAAGGAAAGUAGGAAAUAUAAGAUGGUGAGUGAAGGCAGCUCUGCCACGCUUCACAUUCUGAAACUGGAGCGAGAGGACGCUGAUCUUUAUGAGUGCAGGGUGUCCAACAGUGUAGGAAGUGAAUCCUGCAGUACGACCAUUACUCUUAAAGAACAACCGGCGUUUGUCACAAAGCUGGUCGACCAAUCAGUGAGGCUCGGAGAGCAGCUGACUCUCACAGCUACAGUCAAGGGCUCUGAGCCUCUGACUGUGUCCUGGGUUCAGGAUAAAGAUCAAAUUCUCAGAGACGAUGACAACAGGAAGAUCAUGUUUGAGAACAACGUGGUAACGCUUGUUGUUCCCAAGUGUGACUCAACCACGGCUGGUCACUACACCUGCCAGCUGAAGAACGACUCUGGAGUCGUGCAGUCGGCUUCCCUCGUGGCCGUCCUAGAACCUGCUGCUAUUGUGGAUAGUCCAGACUCCUUCAACGUGAAGUCAGGGGAAAUCGCAGCUCUUGAGGUCAGAGUAUCUGGCUCUGCAGAGCUGAAAAUUAAGUGGUUCAAGAAUGACAAAGACCUCUCUGCUGGCGCCAAGUACCAGAUGUCCUUCACAAAGAAGGUUGCCACCCUAAAGAUUCGUUCUACUGACAAAGCAGAUGCUGGAGAAUACAAAUUAGAGGUCACAAACCACAUUGGUUCAGCCUCUUGCAAAACUAAACUUUCUGUCUCAGAUAAGUUGAUUCCUCCAAGUUUUAUAAGGAAGCUGAGAGACACCCACCUUGUUGUGGGUAAGCCUGGUGAGAUGGAGUGUAAAGUUACUGGUUCUUCACCUUUAACAACUUCCUGGUUCCACGAUGGCCAGGAGAUUAAGAGUGGUCCGAACUAUGACAUCAGUUGCUCUGAUAACAACUGCAAACUGAUAGUUCCGAUUAUCAGGAUGUCAGAUUCCGGCAAAUACACCUGCAAAGCUGUAAACGCUGCAGGAACCAGUGAGACAAGCACUUCCAUGAGUGUGACAGAACCUCCAUCUUUUGUGGAAACACCCGAGGCGAAGGAAAUGUUGGCUGGCAAAAAUGUGUCUUUGUCAGCUAAAGUGCGAGGCAGCGCCCCGCUGAGAGUGAAAUGGUUCAGAGGAGCCAAGGAAGUUCAGCACGGACGAGGCUGUGAGAUUUCCCUGAAGAACGACGUCGCCACUUUGGUUCUUCACAAAGUGGAAAAGUCCAACGCUGGAGAAUACACCUGCCAGGUCAUGAACGAUGCUGGGAAGGAGAGCUGCCCAGUUUACCUGUUUGUCAAAGAACCCGUUCACUUUGUGAAGAAGCUGAGGGACAUUUCCUCUGCAAAGGGAAAGCCUCUGAAGCUUGAGGUCACAUUUGCUGGAACCCCCAGGAUCAAUGUGUCCUGGAAGAAGGACGGUAAACUCAUCUGGGCCUCGUACCAGUACAAUGUGAACACCACAGACACCUCCUGCAUCCUAGAGGUUCUGACCUCUGACAGGAUGGAGGCAGCUGGAAGAUAUUCUUGCGAAAUAGACAACGGAGUUGGAAGUGACAAGUGCGAAGCCCAAGUGUCAAUUCUAGAGCAACCAUACUUUGUUGAAACCCUGGAGCCGGUGGAGGUCACUGUGGGUGAACCAGUGACCCUGAGCUGCCGUGUAGCUGGAACUCCUGACAUCUCCGUAGCUUGGUUCAAAGCUGACGGAAACCUGCGCAAGUCUGAAACUUGCUCAAUGGAUUUCUCAAAUGGUGUCGCAACUUUGAAAUUGAUGAAAACGACCAAGUUUGACCACAGUGAAUAUAUCUGCAAGGCGGAGAACCGAGUGGGUUCGGCCUCCGUCAGCUGUAAUGUGACCGUGAAAGAACCUGUGCGCUUUAUCAAAACGCUGGAGGACACAACUUUCAUAGUUGGUCAGCCACUGAAGCUCGUCUGCACCUACGCUGGGAGCCAGAGGGUCCACGUCACCUGGAAGAAGGACAACAAGCUGAUUUGGGCGUCUUAUCAAUAUAAUGUUAAAACAACCGCGUCAACCUGCAUUCUGGAGGUGCUCAACAGCGACAGACCUGAGGCAGCAGGAACUUACACUUGUGAAAUCUCCAACGGAGCUGGAACCGACGUCUGCCACGCUCGUGUCAGCCUAGAGCCCGUUCGCUUCAUGAGAAAGCUUGAAGACACGUAUUUCAGACUCCGCGAACCUUUGACCCUCAAGUGCACGUACACUGGUAGCCAACGAGUGUGUGUGACCUGGAAGAAGGAUGGCAAACUGAUCUGGGCUUCAUAUAAGUACAACGUUAAGACCACCAACGACACCUGCAUCCUGGACGUCCUCAACAGCGACAGAGAAGAGGCUGUCGGAAGAUACACCUGCGAAAUCUCUAACGCUGAAGGAUCUGACAUCUGUCAUGCUAACGUUAAACUAGAACCUGUUCGCUUUGUGAGAAAACUGAGAAACACCUUCUAUAAAAUUGGCCACCCUCUGACGCUGGAGUGCACGUUCACCGGCAGCCAGAGGAUCUCUGUCAGCUGGACGAAGGACGGAAAACCCAUCUGGGCUUCCUACAAAUACAACGUCAAGACGACCAACUUCUCCAGCACCCUGGAAGUUCUCAACAGCGACUGUCGGCAAGCCGUUGGGAAAUACUCAUGCGAGAUUUCCAAUUCUGAAGGCACUGCUAUUUGCCAAGCUGUGGUGAAGAUAGAACCUGUGAGCUUUUUAAAAGCACUGGAAGACACAACCUUCCGACUCGGCCAGCCGCUGGCGCUGUACUGCGCUUACAGCGCUAGCCCCCGCGUCUCUGUGAGCUGGAGAAAGGACGGCCGACCGAUCUGGGCCUCGUACAAGUACAACGUCCGGACCACCGAGAACGCCUGUGUCCUGGAGGUUCUUAACAGUGACCGGCUCGAAGCAACCGGGAGAUACUCCUGUGAAAUCACUAACUCUGAAAACUCUGCUAUCUGCUAUGCUCAGGUCAAAUUAGAACCUGUGCGCGUUGUGAAAGCGUUGGAGGACACCACCUACAGGGUGGGUCAGCCUCUGAAGCUGGAAGUCACGUACACGGGCAGCCAGCUCAUGUAUGUGAGCUGGAGUAAAGACGGAAAACCAAUCUGGGCUUCGUAUAAGUACAACGUCAAGACAACAGACACCAGCUGUGUGUUAGAGGUUCUCAACAGUGACAGAGAAGAGGCUGCUGGGAGAUAUUCCUGUGAAAUAUCCAAUGCUAGUAGCUCUGCUGUCUGUCACGCUCAAGUCAGACUAGAACCAGUGCGAUUCGUGAAAAAGCUAGAAGACACGUCAUACCGUGUGGGUGAUCCUUUGUGUCUGACGUGCACGUACACUGGCAGUCAGCGAGUGCACGUGAGCUGGAUGAAGGACGGGAAGCCAAUCAGCGCUUCGCAAAAGUACAACAUCAAGACGAGCGACUCCUCGUGCGUUUUGGACGUCCUCACUAGUGACAGAGAAGAAGCAGCCGGAGUCUAUUCUUGUCAACUUUCAAACGCAGAAUGCUCUGUGAUCUGUGACGCCUACGUCAUUUGUAAAAGCUCAAAGAAAGAACCUGCUCGCUUCAUUAGGAAGCUGGAAAACACCACGUUCACACUCAGCAAACCGCUGAGACUUCAAGUCGCCUUCGGCGGCAGCCAAGCAGUGAGCGUGACCUGGAGGAAAGACGGGCGGCUGAUCUGGGCGUCGUAUCAGUACAACGUGAGGACCUCAGACUGCAGCUCUGUCCUGGAUGUCCUCAACAGCGACAGAGAAGAAGCUCGGGGAAGAUACACUUGUGAAAUUUCCAAUGCCGAAGGCUCAGAUAUCUGCCAUGCUCAUGUCACACUAGAGCCCGUACGAUUCGUCAAGAAACUCCAGGACGUCUGCCACGAGCUGGGCAGACCCCUGAGGCUCGCGUGCACUUACACCGGCAGCCAGAGGGUCCACGUGACGUGGAAGAAAGAGGACAAGCUCGUCUGGGCUUCGUACCAGUACAACGUCAAAACCAGCGACUCCUCCUGCACACUGGACGUCCUGUACAGCGACAGAGUGGCAGCGGCGGGAAAAUACACCUGUGAAAUUUCCAAUGCAGAUGGAACUGACACCUGUCAUGCUCAUGUUAAAAUAGAAAGAAAGGUUCCUCCAAACUUCACCAAGAGGCCCUCGGAGUCCAUGGUGGAUUCAGUGGGUAACACGGUGAAGAUGGAGGGUCGGGUGUCUGGCUCACAGCCACUCAACGUCACGUGGUUCAAGGACAACCAUGAAAUCUAUGCCUCUGACAAAUAUGACAUCAGCUUCAAGAAUAAUGCGGCUGUGCUGUGUGUGAAAGACUCCAGCAGCUCGGACGGCGGCGCCUACAGCUGCGAGGCCACCAACGAGGCAGGAAAGGCUUCCUGUCGGGUUUCUCUCACCAUUUCAGAAACUAGCCAAGCUCCUAAAUUUGAUGUUAGCCUGGAGCCUGAGACGGUGAGCAAGGGCGAGAAGCUGAGCCUCAAAUGCCACGUGAGCGGCUCUCCUCCACUCACCAUCCAGUGGAUGAAGGACAGGAGGGAGCUGAAGUCCGGCGGAAACACCAGGAUCACGUUUGUUGGUGGGACGGCCUGUCUGGAGAUCAGCCCGGUGGCAAAGACUGACGCAGGAGAUUACCUGUGCAAGGCCAGCAAUGCCACGGGCAGCGACUUCUGCAAGUCCAGGGUCAAUGUGCAAGACAAAGGAGCCAAGGCCGCCCCUGCUGAGGCCGCCGCCCCCCCCGCCCCGGCUGCAGCGGCUCCGGUCAAAAGACUGGAGAACUUGUUCUUCAUCGAGGAAACGAAAAAUGUUUCUGUCUCAGAGAAGGGCACAGCAACCUUCAUAGCCAAGAUUGGAGGUGACCCGAUCCCGAGCGUGAAGUGGAUGAAGGGCAAAUGGAGGCAGAUCACUCCCGGUGGUCGUAUCUCCAUCCAGCAGAAGGGCCAGGAUGCCAAACUGGAGAUCCAGGAGGUGACCAAGUCGGACGCCGGGCUCUACCGAUGUGUCGCCGCCAACAAGCACGGAGAGAUCGAGUGCAGCUCUGAGAUGGAGGUUUCCAAAAAGGAGGAAGCGGAAGGACUCGGAGACAUAAGGACAAGACUGAAGAAGACUCCCUCGAAGCAGAAGAGCCCAAAGAAAGAGCUCGAGGUGAAUAUCGUGGAGUUGCUGAGAGGUAACGACCCCAAAGAUUACGAGAAGAUCCUCCAUGAACAUGGGAUCCACGACUUCCGGGCCAUCCUGCAGGCCAUGGACUUCCUGAAGAGGGAGAGGGAAAUGGAGACUGGAAAAGUGGAAGUGGAGCACGGAGGUCGGGUUGAAGAGGAGGAUGUGGCCAAAUUCAUCCAGCAGCUGGAGGGACGUGUCGCCACUGAGCCUGUCUCUGUCGUGGAGGACAUCAGUGACCAGACGGCGACUGAGAGCCAGAGCGCCACCUUCCAGUGUCAGAUCAGGAUCAACUACCCAGAGAUCGCUCUGACCUGGUACAAGGAAACACAGAAACUCGACAACAGCGACAAGUAUGACAUCAGCAGCGUGGGAGACCGCCAUUAUCUGAAGGUCCUCAACUGCCAGGGCAAAGAUCAGGGCAGCUACCGUGUUGUGUGUGGUCCUCACAUCUCCAACGCCAAACUCACCUGUUUUGAAAAACCAGACGUUAAUUGUCAUCAUCUGGUUUUAGCCGAAAAAAUUCCGUUCAGUAAAUGCAUCAGAAGCAUGGAGGUCAGUAAACGUUGCUCCGCCCCCUUCGAGUGCGAGUUGUGCUUCAACUACACCAACGUCACAUGGUACAAAGACUCAUGGGAGCUCAAAGAGAGCCCAAAUAUGACUUAUGAGUUUCAUAUUCACGGUUUAAAAACACAGGUUCCCCCUCUUCACUAAAGUACAGCAGACAUUUGAAUUGAACGUGUCUCAGAAAGUGUUAACAGGGUCUCUGCUCCGUCAGGAGUUGACUCUGUGGUCGCUGGACCGGAGCCGGAGGGAGAAGCUCCAGCUUCCGCCCAGCUUCUCCUCCCAGACAAAGACGUUGUGUUAGGAAAGGUUCCUCAGGACGUCCCCGACGUGUCGCUUCCAGCAACAGAAACAGACUCUUAUGUUUUCAGAGUGACGGAGGUUCACAGCCGAGCGGAGGAGAAACGCUUGGACGCUCCCGCUCCAGUCGAAGAACCUUCAGUUCGUGCUGAACCAGAGAAGUUCAGUCCUGAACCUUAUCAACACAAACCAACAACAGCAGAAACAAAACCUUUUCCUCCUGAGGCCAAAGUGAAGCGGGAACCUGAAGCAGUGAAAGUUGAAGCUGUGAAGAAAGAAGCAGAAGCUGCUAAAGCGAGAGUUUCUCCUCCAGAGGACAAGAAACCAUCUCCUCUGACACCAAAGGUUCCAGCAGAAAAAGUCCUUCUUCCUUCAGCUCAAGUUGCAGCGAUGCAGAGGAAACCGUCUCCUCCGGCCGCUCAGGCUGAACGCUCUCCUGUGUCGGAGGACAUGUCUCCACCUGAAGAUAUGGAACCAGUUUCAGCUCCUGGACCAACUAAAGAGCCACCUUUUAAACAGAAGGGUAAGGUUCCUGUUCAAGAGACAAAAACACCCGAUUCACCAAAGCUGAGGAGUAAAUUCACCAGAAAACCCAAAGAGAAGGAACCAGAACCAGAGAUGGUGAAGCUGAAGAAGAUUCCAGUGAAAACUCCGGAGCCUGAGAAACAAGUUGAAACUCAUAAAGCUGAAGUGACACGGCGUCACGACCCAGAAUUAAUGGCUCGUGGUCUUCAUGACAGAGAAGAUCGAGAGGUCAUAACGCUUGGAAGAACUGAUCGCCUCUUCACUGCAGAGGAAGAGACGGUUCAGCUGAGACACUUUGAGGAAGCUGAACGAGUCGUAGUCGUACAGAAAACACAGAAAGAAGGUUGGACGAGAACUGUCAAACCACAGAAGGAGCAGGAAUCUGACCGACCAAGUGUGGACAAGAAGAAAAUCACUAAACUGCCAAAGUCAGACGAGUCGAAAGAAUCAGUUAAACUCAAACCCUCUGAAAAAUCAGGAAAACCAGAAGAAGAACCGCAAAAGAUCCAACUCAAAAAGGUGCCAGCAAAGCCCAAAGAGCCAGAGAAGGAAGUCAUAACUCACAAAGUUGACACGAUAAGACAUUAUGACACAGAACUAACAGUCCAGAAGCUUCGGGACAGAGAAGAUCGAGAGCUGGUAACACUCAGCAGAAGGGAAAGAGUGUUCACUGCAGCUGAAGAGACGUCUGACCUGGGAUCUGUGCAGGAAGCUGAACAACCAGAGGCAGAAGAUGAGAAAUCAAGAUGGACCAGAACUCCUAAAGCACCGAAAGACGAAGAGCCUGAACCAGAUUUAACUAAGAAGAAAAUAAAGAAACUGUCAAAGAAGGAGGAGGAACAAGAGGUGGUGACACUGAAACCAUUCCAAAAACCUCAGAAACCUGAAGAAGCUGAGCCUCAAAAAGCUCAGAAAGAAGCUCAAGCACAGACAGAUACCAAACGAGCUCGGGUCCAGAGAGCUGAGCCGCCACAGGGAGAUCAACCCAGAGCUGCAGGAGAAGACAGAUCACAUGAAGACGUUCCUGUCAAGAGUCCAGAGGUCCUUCACCUUGUGGACAAAGACCAGACAGAAGUCCAGCUGAAGAAUAAGGUUCUGUUGAAACCUUAUUCUAAAGUCCUCAAGACGGAAGAAAAAACAGAAACAACACCUGAGGAGGAGAAGAAGAAAUCUGUGGACAUAAAAAUACCAAAGAGAAAAAGUCCAAGAGAUGAAACUCCGCUCAGAAAAGUUGAAAAGACAAUGACACCCAAAAAGGAGGAUGAGAAACCUGGAGAGAAGGAAGAAGCAGCUGUUCCACUCAAGAAAGUGAUUCCACCAGGAGAGAAGGAAGUGAUCCUGCAGAAAGAGGCCGAGAGAGAACUCCCACAAACACAAGCAGACAUCUUUAACAGAGGUGUCAAACUCCAGAAGACUCCAUCACUGAGAGUCAGGAAAGAAAAGGUAGAAGAAGAAAAGUCUCUCAAACCUUCUGAGCAGCUCAAAAAGGUGGAGCUUAAAACGACGCCUUCACCGAGAGACAAGACUGAAGCUCCGACGCUGAAGAAGGUUCUGAAGAAGCCGUCAGCAGAGGAGAAGCCUGAGAGCGUGAGGAUUCCUCUGGUGAAGGAGGUGUCUCCUGGAGCUGUGCACAUGAAGAAGGUUCCCACGCAGCCGGAGGAGGAGGUGUUCGAGGAGGAGGAGGCUGGUGAGGAGGAGGAGGAGGAGGAGGCCUGGGGCUGGGAGCUGGUUCCUCCAGACGACUGGGAUGGUGAAGGGGUUGAUGGGGUGAUGGAGACUCCAGGAAUGCCUGGCGGGAAACGAGAUGGAAAACCAUCGGAGGAGCCGGCGAAAGGCAGAGGCCGAGGACUCGGUGCGAGACAGACGCCAUCACCUGGUGACGGUGGGCGUGGCCGCGGCCUGAAGCCCGGUGGCAAAGGCCCCUCCCCUCCAGAGGAUCCCUUCGGAGGGUUCAAGCUGAAAGCCGUCCCUCUGAAGUUCAUCAAGAAGCUGAAGGACAUCGUGCUGCAGGAAGCCGAGUCCAUCGGCUCGGCCGCCGUGUUCGAGUGCGAGGUCUCACCUUCCACCGCCAUCACCACCUGGAUGAAAGAUGGCAGCAACCUGCGCGAGAGCCCCAAGCACAAGUUCACCUCUGACGGCAAAGAUCGCAAGCUGAACAUUAUUGAUGUUCAACUGUCCGACACUGGUGAAUACAGCUGUGUGGCCAAGAACGCUGGAAAGGAAAUAACGUGCACAGCCAAGCUCAUCGUAGAAGAGCUUCCUGUGAAGUGGAUCAAGGAGCUGGAGCCAGAGACCACGUGUAUGAAGAGUCAGCCCAUGUAUCUGACCUGCGAGCUGAACAAAGAGAGGGAGGUCGUCUGGAAACGGAACGGCGUUCUCCUCAAGCAACAGGCCGGGAAGGUCGCCAUCAACAUCAUCGGGAUGCAGCACGCCGUGACCCUCCAGAACGCCACGGAGGCCGACGCCGGCGCCUACACGUGUGAGGUGGACGGACAGGAGGAGGUCAAGACCACGACCAACGUGAAAGUGAUCGAAAUCAUCAAGGACUGGCUGGUGAAGCCUCUGAGGGACCAGCACGUGAAGCCCAAGGCCAAGGCCACCUUCAAGUGCGAGCUGUUCAAGGACACGCCCAACUGGAAGUGGUUCAAGGGCGACGAGGAGCUGGCGCCUUCAGACAAGGUGGAGGUCAACAAGGACGGGAAGGACGUGACUCUGACUGUCAACAACUGUCAGCCCGACGACGUGGCCGACUACACCAUCCAGGUGGAGGAUCGCAGAUACUCCGCCAAGCUCACGCUGGGAGAGCGUGAGGCGGAGGUCCUGAAGCCGCUGGCCAGCGUGGAGGUGGUGGAGAAGGAGGAGGCGACCUUUGACACUGAGAUCUCUGAGGAGGACGUGGUGGGAGAAUGGAAGCUGAGAGGACAAGUUCUGACCAGAUCCCCGACGUGCGACAUGAGAAGUGUCGGCAGGAAACGUUUCCUGACGCUGAAGAACGUGCAGCUGGAGCAGGCGGGGGAGGUGUCCUACCAGGCGCUGAACGCCGUCACCAGCGCCAUGCUCACUGUCACAGAGAUCCAAAUGGGAUUUAUCGAUCAGCUGAAGGACGUUUCAGUGCCUGAGAAGAAACAGGCUAAGUUUGAAUGCACAAUCACCAAGGAUGUGCCAAAGGUCAUGUGGUUCAGGGGGGCGGAGAUAGUCACCCCGAGCCCCAAAUAUGAAAUAAUAGACGAUGGGAAGAAACACAUGCUGAUCAUUAACAGCUGUGAGUUUGAGGACGAGGCUCAGUACACCGUGGAGGUGUUGGGACACAAGUCCAGCGCUCAGCUGGCGGUGGAAGGCAUGAGGCUGAAGUUUGUGCAGCAGCUUCAGGACCAAACAGUGAAAGAAGGUCAAACGGUGACCUUCCAGCUGGCGCUGAGUCACGAGAACGUGCCGGUGGUUUGGUACCGAAACGAAGUGAAACUUCACGUGAGCCGCUCGGUUCUCACACAUGUGGAAGGGAAGACACACAGUCUAGAAAUGAGGACGUUGACUCUCGAUGAUACCUGCCAGAUAAAGGCAGAAGCCAAAGGACUUUUCACUGUGGCUAAACUGACGGUGAUAGAGGGCGACGCCGUCUUCGUGGUGAAGCUGCAGGACUACACGGCCACGGAGAAGGACGAGGUGUCUCUGGACUGUGAACUGAGCAAAGACGUCCCGGUCAUGUGGUACCACGAGGAGAAGGAGGUCAUCACCUCCAAGAUGGUGGUGAUGAGGUCAGAGGGCAAUCGCAGGUCUCUGGUCCUGAAGAAAGUGGAGUCGGGCGACAGAGGGAAAUACGUAUGUGACUGUGGAACCGACAAAACCUCGGCCAACAUCAACAUCGAAGCUCGCGACAUCAAGGUCGUGCGGCCGAUCUACGGCGCCGAGCUGUUUGACGGAGAGACGGCUCGCUUCGAGGUGGAGAUCUCCGAGGACGACGUGCACGGCCAGUGGAAACUGAACGGAGAAGUCCUCAGUCCUUCCUCCGACAUCGACAUCAUCGAGGAGGGAGGCAAACACACUCUGAUCCUGUACAACUGCAGAGUCUCCAUGACCGGGGAGGUGGCCUACUCGGCCGCCAACGCCAAGUGUUCAGCCAACCUGAAGGUCAAAGAACUCCCUCUGAACUUCCUGGCGGCGCUGAACGACGUGCAGGUGUACGAGAAGGACGAGGCGCGGUUCGAGAUCGAAGUGUCUCGGGUGGCGAAGAGCUUCCGCUGGCUGAAGGGCUCGCAGGAGCUGCAGAGCGACGCCAAGUACCAGAUCUCACAGGAGGGCAACAUGUACGUUCUGGCCAUCCAAUCGGCCGCCUACGAGGACGAGGCCAAGUACAUGUUCGAGGCCGAGGACAAGAGGACGACCGCCAAGCUGGUCAUACAGGGAAUCCGUCUGGAGUUCGUCAAACCGAUCAAGGACGUGACGGUGAAGGAGCGGGAAACGGCCGAGUUCAGUUUCGAACUCUCCCAUGAAAAAAUCUCUGUAGUUUGGUACAAAAACGACGUCCGUCUUCUUCCCAGCAAAGUGGUGCACAUGUCGGAUCAGGGGAAGAUCCACACGCUGGCCUUCAAGGAGGUCACCAUCGACGACACGUCCAUGAUCAAAGUGGAGGCCAUGGACAAGACCGUGACCGCCAUGCUCACCGUCAUCGAGGGCGACCUCUACUUCACCACCAAGCUGCAGAACUACACGGCCGUGGAGAAGGACGAGGUGAAGCUGGUCUGUGAACUGAGCAAAGCAGCCGCAGACGUCAAAUGGUUCAAGGACGGACAGGAAGUGACUCCGUCCAAGAACAUCGCAAUCAGCACGGACGGGAAGAGACGCAUCCUGAUGGUCAGGAAGGCGGAGAAAGCAAACACGGGAUCGUACACCUGCGACUGCGGCUCCGAUAAGACGACAGCAAACCUCAACAUCGAAGAGCGCGACAUCAAGGUGGUGCGACCUCUGUACAGCGUGGAGGUCACAGAGACAGAGACAGCCAAGUUCGAGACGGAGAUUUCAGAGGAGGACGUCCACGGGAACUGGAAGCUGAAAGGAGAACCUCUGCACCAGUCGCCUGACGUUGAAAUCAAAGAGGAGGGAACCAAACACAUGUUGAUCCUGUUCAACGUGCGUAUGGACAUGGCAGGGGGCGUCGACUUCUGUGCAGCCAACGCCAAGUCCAACGCUCAGCUCCGGGUCAAAGCUCGCUCCAUCGGGCUCACGCGUCCCCUGCAGGACGUGACGGUGACGGCCGGAGAGACGGCGACCUUCGAGUGCGAGCUGUCGUACGAAGGCAUCGAGCUGCAGUGGUUCCUGGGAGGAAAGAAGAUGGAGGCCAGCGACCGGGUGAAGACCCGUGUGGCCGGGCGGGUUCACGCUCUGACCGUCAGAGACGUGACGCUGGCGGAGGCCGGCGAGGUCAAACUCACCGCCACCGACUUCCAGACGCAGGCUCAGCUCAUCGUCAGGGAGCCAGCAGUGGAGUUCACGCAGCCCCUGGUGGACCAGACGGUGGAGGAGGAGGCGACCACCACGCUGGAGUGUGAAGUUUCCAGAGAGAACGCAGAAGUUCAGUGGUUCAGAGAAGGACAAGAGAUCCGGAAGACCAAGAAGUACGACCUGCUCGCCGACGGCCGCAAGAGGGCGCUAGUGAUCCGCAGCUGCACGCCGGACGACGCCAAGAUGUACACAUGUGACACCAAGGAGUUCAAGACUUCCUGUUUCCUGGAGGUCACACCUCCACACGUGGAGUUCACCAAGCCCCUGAAGGACGUGGAGGUCAAAGAGAAGGAAUCUGCCAAGUUUGAAUGUGAAGUGUCCCGCGAGUCCGCCAAGGUUCGAUGGUUCAAGGACGGCAGCGAGAUCAGGAAAGGAAAGAAGUACGAGAUGGUUUCUAAGGGGGUCCAGAGGAUCCUCAUGGUCCACAAGUCUGUGUUCGACGAUGAGGCCGAGUACGAGUGCGACGCCAGAACCUCCAAGACGUCCGGCCUGCUCACCGUCACCGAGGAGGCCGCCAGAUUCACCAAGAACCUGUCCAACGUGGAGGGAACCGAGACGGACAGCGUGAAGAUGAUCUGCGAGGUGUCCAAGGCUGGCGCCGAGGUCACGUGGUUCCUAGGAGAGCAGGAGCUGCCGGAGGGAGGACGCUACGAGCAGAUCAUGGACGGACGCAAGAGGAUCCUGAUCAUCCAGGACCUGAGGAUGGAAGACGCCGGCGAGUACAACUGCCGCCUGAGUCCGAGCGUCAAGACGUCGGCCGCGCUCAAACUGAACGAACUGGCAGCUGAGUUCAUCGCUCGUCCUCAGAACCAGGAAGUGGUGGAGGGAGAGAAAGUCGAGUUCGCCUGCUCCGUUUCUAAGGAAACGCACGAGGUGAAGUGGUUUAGAGGAGAUGAGGAGGUGGAGUCCGGGGACAAGUACAGUAUAAUCAGUGAAGGAAAGAGACGGGCUCUUAUUGUGAAGGACUGCAAACUGAAGGAUGAGGGCGGGUACGUGGCGCUGAUCGGAAGCGUCCGAGCGUCAGCUGACCUGCUGGUCAUCGAAAAACUGAGGAUCAUCACGCCCAUCAAAGACACGGAGGUGAAGGAAGGAAGCGAGAUCGUCUUCAACUGUGAGAGCAACACGGAGGGAGCCAAGGCCAAGUGGCUGAAGAACGAGGAGACCAUCUUCGAGAGCAGCAAGUACAUGAUGUCUCAGAGGGACAACGUCCUGUCUCUGAGGAUCCGAGACGCUCAGAAGAGCGACGAGGCCGUGUACACCGUCAGCCUGGCCAAUCACAGAGGAGAACAGGCCAAGUGCAGCGCCAGCGCCAAGGUCAAAGCGGAGAAGCUGAAGUUCCUGGAGCCAAUCGAGGACAUCGAGACCCAGGAGAAGAAGACCAUCAGCUUCACCUGCAAGGUGAACCGGCCCGAGGUGAGCGUGAGGUGGAUGAAGGCCGGCGUGGAGCUGACGCUCAGCAAACGCGUCGUCUACCGAGCCGACGGCCUCAAGCACACGCUGACCAUCAAGGACUGCGUCAUGGCCGACGAGGGCGAGUACACGGCGCUGAUCGGAGACGUGAAGUGUGCGGCGGAGCUGAUCAUCAGCGAGGCGCCGACCGACUUCACCACGCAGCUCAAAGACCAGACCAUCACCGAGUUCCAGGACGCAGAGUUCGUCUGCAAGCUGAGCAAAGAGAAGGCGUCGGUCAAGUGGUACAGGAACGGACGUGAGAUCCGAGAAGGAGCCAGAUAUCACAUGGAGAAAGAAGGGAACGUGUGCAGACUGAUCAUCAAGGUGUGCAGACCCGAUGAUGAAUGUGAAUAUGCUUGUGGAAUAGACGAGAGAAGGAGCAGAGCCAGACUCUUUGUUGAAGAGACGCCGGUGGAGAUCGUCCGAGCGCCACAGGACGUGUUCCAGCCCCCGGGCUCGGACAUCGUGUUCGAGGUGGAGCUGAACAAGGACCGAGUGGAGGUGAAGUGGUUGAGGAACAACAUGAUCAUCGUCCAGGGAGACAAGUACCAGAUGAUCAGCGAGGGCAAAGUCCACCGCCUGCAGGUGUGUGAGAUCCGACCUCGAGACCAGGGCGAGUACAGGAUCGUCGCCAAAGACAAAGACGCCAAAGCCAAGCUGGAGCUGGCGGCUGUUCCCAAGAUCAAAACCACCGACCAGAACCUGGUGACGGACGCCGGGAAACCCUUCGUCAUGAGCGUGCCCUACGACGCGUACCCGCGGGCCGAGGCUGAGUGGUUCCUGGAGGGAUCCAGUCUUCCCGUCCAGAACAUCGACACGUCCGCUGACAAGACCGAGUUCCGUUUGAAGAGCCCGGUGAAGGGCGACCGGGGCCGCUACCGAGUGCUGAUCCGAAACAAGCACGGCGAGGGCGAGGCCAUCAUCCACCUGGACGUGAUCGACGUCCCCGGAGCGGUGAAGAACCUGAGAGUGGUCGACACUGCUAAUGGAGAGGUCAGUCUGGCGUGGGAGGAGCCUCAGAGCGAUGGUGGAAGCAAGAUCGUUGCUUACGUGGUGGAAAGACGAGACGUGAAGCGUAAGACCUGGACGCUGGCCACAGAUCGGGCGGAUGCUCUGGAGUACUGCGUCGGCGGCCUCCAGAAGGAGGCGCUCUACCUGUUCAGAGUCUGUGCACGCAACCGAGUCGGGAGCGGACCCACGCUCGCCACCGAGGACGCCGUUCAGGCCAAGAACAAGUUCGACGUUCCUGACGCUCCAGAGAACGUCGCCGUCGCCAGCGUGAACAAGUUCGGUGCCACCGUCACCUGGGCGCCGCCCAAGUUCGAUGGCGGCUCUGAGAUCACGGCCUAUGUGAUCGAGCUGCGCGACAGGACCUCUGUCAAGUGGGAGGCGGCCCUGGUCUGCAGCGCCGCCGACCUUUCGGCUGCACUGAACGACGUCGUGGAGAACAAAGAGUACAUCUUCAGAGUCCGGGCAGAGAACAAGGCCGGCGUCGGCCGAGCCAGCGCCGCCACGAAGCCCGUGAAGAUCAUGGAUCCCAUCGAGAGGCCGAGCCCACCGCAGAACCUGAACCACAGCGACCAGAUCAGCUCCGCCCUCAGUCUGACCUGGGAGACGCCCACCAGCAACGGCGGCAGCAUGAUCACCGGCUACAUCAUCGAGAAAAGUGACGAAGGCAGCGACAAGUGGCUCCGCUGCAACGCCAGGCUGUGUCCGGAUCUGUCCUACCGGGUGUCGGGUUUGAAACCGGGUCAGAAGUAUUUCUACAGAGUCUCAGCUGAGAACGCUGCCGGCCUCUCCGAUCCGGCCAAUCAGGUCGGGCCGCUGCUCGCUGACAACCCUCACGUCGGUCCGACCUUUGACCUCAGCGCCUUCAGGAACGGCCUGGAGGUCAUCGUCCCUCAGCCCCUGACCAUCAGGGUCCCGAUCAGCGGGUACCCGACCCCCGUGGCCAAGUGGACCUUCGGAGAGAAGGAGCUGACCACGGCGGACGAGCGCGUCGCCAUGGUAACCAAGCCCACCUUCACGGAGCUGACGGUCGCCCCGAGCGUCCGUCCGGACAAAGGCAGCUACGCUCUGCAGCUGGAGAACGACGUGGCGUCCGUGUGCGGCGAGAUCGAGGUCAACGUCAUCGCAUGCCCCAGUGCUCCGAAGGACUUCAAGGUGGCUGAGGUGACACGUCACCACGUCCACAUGAUGUGGGAGGCGCCCGAGCACGAUGGAGGAAGUCCUGUGACCCACUACCAGAUCGAGAAGAGAGAAGUGUCUCGCAAGACCUGGGCCAAGGUGGCGACUGGCGUGCUGGACCUGGAGCACACGGUGACAGACGUGAUUGAAGGGAAGGAGUAUCUGUUCAGUGUCAUCGCCUGGAACAAGUGCGGCGCCGGCGAACCGGCGUACAUCGACGAGCCCGUGAACGUCUCCUCUCCUGCCACUGUUCCUGAUCCUCCUGAGAACCUGAAGUGGCGUGACAAGAGCGGCAAGAGCAUCUUCCUGUUCUGGGAGCCGCCGAAGUACGAUGGCGGCGCCCACAUCAAAGGUUAUGUUGUUGACAAGUGUCAGCGUGGAACCGAUAAGUGGGAACCGUGCGGUGACCCCAUCCCUGAGCUCAAGUUCCAGGUGGGCGGUCUGAUUGAGGGUCACUGGUACGCCUACAGAGUGCGAGCGUUUAACAAGCUGGGCGCCAGUCGUCCGUGCCGAGCGACGGAUGAGAUCCAGGCGGUGGACGCUCGAGAACCGCCAGAGAUCCAGCUGGACGUGAAGCUGCUGGCUGGUCUGACCACGAGAGCCGGGACCAAGAUCGAGCUUCCCGCUGAUGUCAAAGGAAAACCCGAUCCCCGCGUGAAGUGGACCAAGGCCGACCACGUCCUGAGAGCCGACAACCGCAUCGCCAUCGACACGCAGCCGGGACACUCCAAGCUGUCCAUCGCCGACUCCACACGAGGAGACACCGCCACCUACAUCAUCGAGGCCGUCAACACGUGUGGACGCGCCACCGCCACCAUCGACGUCAACAUCCUUGAUAAACCUGGACCUCCUGCUGCCUUCGAUAUCUCUGAGGUCACCAACAGUUCCUGCCUCAUGGCCUGGAACCCCCCCCGAGACGACGGCGGCUCGGCCAUCACCAACUACAUCGUGGAGAGUCGUCUGACGGACAAAGAGGAGUGGGUGAAGCUGUCGGCCACCAUCAAGCACACCACCUUCAAAGCCUGCAAGCUCAGCGCCAUGAAGGAGUACGUGUUCAGGGUCAGCGCUGAGAACCAGUACGGAAUCGGUGCUCCUGCAGAGCAUGUGCCAAUCGUUGCAAAGUAUUCCUUCGAUCCUCCUGGAUCCCCGACCCGAGUCACACCCUCUGAGGUCGCUAAGGACGCCGUGACGCUGACCUGGUUCGAGCCGGACGAGGACGGCGGCAGUCCCAUCACCGGAUACUGGAUCGAGAAGUUCGAUCCUGAGAGCGACAAGUGGAUCAGAUGCAACAAGCUGCCCAUCAAAGACACAACCUUCAGGGUGAAGGGACUGCCCACCAAGAAGAAGUACCGCUUCCGUGUCCUGGCUGAGAAUCUGGCUGGACCUGGGAAUCCCAGCGUGGAGACCGACCCUGUCCUCAUCAAAGAUCCCAUCGAUGCACCAUGGGCUCCUGGUAAACCUGUCAUCAGGGACAUCGGGAAGACCUCGGCGCUGCUGGCCUGGACCCGGCCGGAGCACGAUGGUGGAGCCAAGAUUGAAGGCUAUAUCAUCGAGUUCCAGAAGACUGGAAGUGAGGAGUGGAUCCGGAUCGCAGAGGACAUUCCUCAGACCGAGCACCAGCUGCAGGGUCUGAUGGAGAAGCAGGAGUACUCCUUCAGAGUCAAGGCUGUCAACAAGGCCGGCGAGAGCGAAGCCAGCGAGCCCAGCGAGCCGGUGGUCUGCAAGGAGAGACUCUAUGCUCCCUCAGCUCCUCAGUGGCUGGAGGUGACUAACAUCACCAAGAUCAACGCCGCCCUGAAGUGGCAGGCGCCCAGCAGCGAUGGAGGCUCGCCCAUCACCAGCUACGUGGUGGAGAAGAGGGACGUGAGGCGGAAGGCUUGGCAGUCGGUGGACACCACCGUCAAGGAGCUCAAGUACACCGUGAGCCCUCUGAACGAAGGGUCGCUGUACGUGUUCCGCGUCGCGGCGGAGAACGCCGUCGGGACGAGUGAAUUCUGUGAGCUGGAGGACGCCGUGCUCGCCAAAGACACGUUCACCACUCCUGGACCUCCGUACGCUCUGACGGUGGUGGAGGUCACCAAGAGACACGUGGAGCUGAAGUGGGAGGCGCCCAAGAGCAACGGGGGACGACCGAUAACCAAGUACGUGAUUGAGAAGAAAGAGAAGUUGGGAACUCGUUGGUUGAAAUCCUGCAAGACUCCAGACAAACAGACUCAGUUCAAGACCACGGAUGUAGACGAAGGGUCGGAGGUUCAGUUCCAGGUCCGAGCAGAGAACGAGGCCGGAGUCGGAGAUCCCAGCGAACCCACCGAGGUUCUCACCAUCGAAGAUGCAACCAGCGCCCCGUCUCCUCCUCUGGAAGUCGCUGUGCCGGACGCCAGCAGGGAGCACAUCAACGUCACCUGGAAGCCUCCCACCAAAGAUGGCGGCUGCCCGAUCACAGGCUACCACGUGGAGGUGGCCGAGGCUCGUCCGGAGCUGAAGUGGCUCCGGGUCAACAACAGACCCGUCAAAGAGCUCAAGUUCAGGAUCGACGACGGAAUCAAACCCGAGAAGAAGUACGUCAUCAGAGUUCGUGCCAUCAACUCUAUCGGUACUAGUGAUCCAUCCGAGAUCUCCGACAAGGUCUCCACCAAAGAUCCAGACUGUGCUCCAACUCUGGACUUAGAGGCACAGGACGUGGUCGUGGUUGAAGGUGAGAAGCUGCACCUGAACAUCCCCUACAGGGCCAUCCCCACCCCCAAGAUGACGUGGCAGAAGGACACGGUGGAGUGCAAGGCCGGCGAGCGUCUCUCCAUGACCGUGGAGAUGAACAGCGCUCACCUGGAGCUGCUCAAGUGCACACGUGCUGACGCGGCUGCGUAUGUCAUCACGCUGGAGAACAGCCUGGGAACUGCAACCGGAACCGCCAACGUCAAGGUCAUCGGACUCCCCGGGAAGUGUAAACACAUCACGUCCAGCGACGCCACUAAGAACUCCUGCAAGGUCAGCUGGGAAGCCCCAGAGGACGAUGGCGGCACGCCCGUCCUCAGCUACAUCCUGGAGCGCCGCGAGGCCUCCAAGAAGACCUACAUGCCUGUGACCUCAGGAGAGAACGUCCUGACCUGCUCCGUCAAAGACCUGUUCAUCAACUGCGAGUACUACUUCAGAGUGAAGGCGCUCAACAAGGUCGGAGCUGGAGAAUAUCUGGAGCUACAGAACCCGGUCAUCACCGAGGAAAUCAAACAGAAACCAGACCCUCCCAUCCAGGUGGAGGCGCUGGACCCGACGUCCAAGUCCCUCACGGUCACGUGGAAAGCUCCGGACUCCGACGGCGGCUGUCCCAUCCAGGGCUACAUCGUGGAGAAGAUGGAGAAGGAUGGCGACCGCUUCGAGAGAGUCAGCCCGAGCCUGGUGCCCGGCCUGAGCUUCGUGGUGACAGACCUGACGGAGGACACGGAGUACCAGUUCAGGGUCCGAGCCGAGAACGCCGCUGGAGUCAGCGAGCCGUCACGCAGCUCGCAGCUCGCCAAGGCCGCGGAUCCCGUCGAAAAACCAAAGGUCACGCUCCACGCCCGUGUUCAGUCCGGUUUGUGCAUCAAGAAGAACGAGGAGAUCCGUAUCGACGCCUUCAUCUCCGGGUCUCCGUAUCCUAAAGUCACGUGGAUGAGGAACGACGAGGACGUGACCAAGGAACCGACCAAGAGCAUCGUUCCUGUGCUGAAGAAGAAGAAGAAGAGCAGGACCAAGGUCAGAGUUCCAGAACCCGAGCAGGUGUUUGUGUCUCCGCUGCGUGAGCGUCUGGGUCUGGAUCAGACUCAGAAGGGUCAGACCGCCCUGAUGAUCCGCGAGGCCACCAGACUCGACCACGGGAACUACACCAUCAAGGUGGAGAACACUCAUGGCGUCGCCACGGCAACCUGCAUUGUCAACGUCCUCGACAAACCCGGCGCUCCGAUAAACUUCACCUUCGAUGACAUCAGAAACACGUCAGUCAUCUGUAACUGGGAGGAGCCUGAAGAUGACGGCGGCAGCGAGAUCCUGAGCUACUUCCUGGAGAAGAAGGACAACAGGAACGACCAGAGCGACUGGAUCACCGUCAGCUCCACGCUGAAGGGAACCAGCUGCACCAUCACCAAGCUCAUCGAGGGGAAGGAGUACGUCUUCAGAGUCUCAGCGGAGAACAAGUUCGGCCUCGGGCCGCCGUGCGCCUCCCAGCCGCUGGUCGCCAAGAACCAGUUCGACGUUCCCGACGCCCCCAACACGCCACGAGUCCACGAGGUGAGGGCGAGCUCCGCCCACAUUUCCUGGCACGAGCCGAAGGACAACGGCAGCCCGAUCCUGGGCUACUGGAUCGAGAGGAAGGAGGUGAACAGCAAACACUGGACCCGAGUGAACCGCGCCCUGCUCAGCUCUCUGGAGGUGAAGAUCAGCGGCCUGAUGGAGGGACUCACCUACGUCUUCAGAGUGUGUGCGGAGAACCUGGCCGGGCCCGGGCCCUUCAGCGAGCCCUCAGAACGCACCCUCGCCAUGGACGCCAUCCUGCCUCCUGGUCCCCCGACGCCAUGGAUCGUAGACACCGGGAAGAACUCCGUGGUGGUGGCGUGGAAGCCGCCGCUGUACAACGGCGGAGGAGACAUCCUAGGGUACCACUUGGAAAAGGUUUUGGCGGGAGAGAAGAACUGGAGUCGCAGCACCGAGUUCAGGUGCAAGGAGCUGACGUACACAGUGACAGGCCUGACCGAGGGAGCCGAUUAUUACAUCAGAGUCAUCGCCAUCAACGACGCCGGCCCCGGAGCGCCCGGCGUCACCGAGCCCGUCACCGUCAUGGAGCCUCAAGUUCCUCCCGCGGUGGACUUUGAUGACUCUGUGAAGAACGGCGUCUUCAUCAAGGCGGGCGAGUCUCUGAGGCUCCCGGCCGUGGUGACUGGUCGACCCCAGCCAGAGGUCAAGUGGGCCAGGGACGAGGGCGAGGUUGACAAAGGGAGGAUGAUUGUGGAGACAGAGGGAAAGAACAGCACUUUGUUCAUCAAGAAGACCGUCAGGGCCGAUCACGGAAAGUACCAGGUCUCUGGAACCAACAGCAGCGGAACCAAGACGGCUGAGACCAGAGUGGACGUCAUGGAUGUUCCUGGACCUGUGGUCGACCUGAAGACGGUGACUGUAACCAAAAAGAACAUCACCCUCACCUGGUCCGACCCCUUGGACAACGGUGGCAGCGACAUCGUCGGCUAUGAGGUUCUGAGGAAAGAUGCCAAGAUGAAACUCUUCCGCCAGCCCAUUGAGGUAGCUUCCUGUAAGUGUGAUGUCCAGGGCCUGCUGGCCGGGGAGGAGUACGACUUCAGGGUCAUCGCCAGGAACAAGUAUGGUGAUGGAGCUCCUGCUGACCUGGGACCAAUCCUGGCUGAGGAUGCCAAAGGAACUCCGUCUGCCCCCGAGAAGCUGCACUACACCGACAGAAGCAUGAGCACCAUCGCUCUGGCCUGGGAGCCGCCUCGCACCGACGGAGGAAGCCCCAUCGCAGGCUACUAUGUGGAGAAGAUGAGGUCCGAUGGAACAGAGUUCGAAGUGGCCAACCGCAAGAUGUUCACAGAGUGCUGCGGAACCCUGGAGAACCUGUCGGAGAACCAGGAUUACCAGUUCCGUGUCAUGGCCGUGAAUGAGGUUGGGAACGGAGAACCUUCCAAACCAAUCACCGUGAAGAUCAUGGACGAUGAAAUCGCUCCUGUGAUCACGAUCCUGAAGUUCUUCAAGAGGAACUCAAUCAUCGUGAAGAAAGGUUCCGCCAUCGACAUCCCAGCUGAGGUGAAGGGACUUCCUCUUCCAACCUUCCACUGGAUGAAGGACGACGUGGUGCUGGAGAAGCCGGAAGGAGAGAAGAUGACAAUAGAAGCUGAGGAGGUCAACAAAACAACUCUGACAACAAAGAUUGCCAUCCCACAAACCAUCCGGCCGGACAAGGGCAACUACAAGCUGGUGGCUGAGAACUGCUUCGGCAAAGCUCAGCAGGUCAUCAGAGUGGAGAUCCUCGACCGACCUCUUCCUCCAAGGAACCUGGUGGUCUCGGACAUCAAGGCGGACUCGUGCUACCUGACCUGGGACGCCCCCGAGGACAACGGUGGCAGCGAGAUCACAAACUACAUCCUGGAGAGCAGAGACGCCAGCAAGAAGAAGUCUGACUACGAUGUGGUCACCGUCCACCUGAUCGACAGGAGAUACGCGGUUCACAAGCUGGACCUGAACGGUUCCUACCAGUUCCAGAUCAAAGCCGAGAACAAGUUCGGCGCCAGUGACGGCUGCGAGUCAGAGAAGGUGCAGCUGAGGGAUCCCUUCGGCCUGCCGGGACCCCCCCGCAACCCCAAGAUCAUCGCCGCCACGGCGACCACCAUGACCGUGACCUGGGACCCGCCCCUGGACAACGGCGGCUCCACCAUCCAGGGCUACUGGCUGGAGAAGAGGGAGCGCGGCGCCAUCUACUGGGGGCGUGUCAACCGAGCUCCCGUCACCAAGCCGGCGGUGAAGGGUCUUCAGUACACCGUGCUGCGGCUCAUCGAAGGAACCGAGUACAUGUUCAAGAUCGCCGCCUGCAACGCGGCCGGGGUCGGCCCCCCCAGCGAGGCCACGGAGUGCCGCCUCACCGAGGACCCCUGCAACCCUCCCGGCUCACCUGGAGCCCCCGAGGUUAAAGACAAGACCAAGAGCAGCGUCACGCUCAGCUGGUCGCCGCCAGACAAAGAUGGCGGCAGCCCCGUCAAGGGUUACAUCAUCGAGGUCCACGAGGAGGGCUCUCCCGAUUGGAGGAGGGUGACCCCCGGCGAGAAGCUGCACCCGUCCACCGAGGUCACCGUGCCCGACCUGAAGGAGGGCAAGAAGUGCAAGUUCAGGAUCUACGCCGUGAACGCCGCCGGCAGCUCGGAGCCGGCGCGGCUGGCGGACGUCCUGGUGCAGGACAUCCUGAUCGAGCCGAGCGUGUCUCUGGACCUGAGCGCUAACGACCUGAUGAACUGCAGAGCAGGAACAGCCAUCAAGAUCCACGCCACCAUCUCCGGACGCCCGGUCCCCAGAGUCACGUGGACCUUCGAUGGAACCGCAGAGACGGAGAAGAAGAACGAGAUCCACACGCUUCCCGUGGACUCAGAGAUCUCCUCCACCGACACGACCUCUGUGGUUAUUAUCCCAGCGUGCAAACUGAACCACAGUGGCCGAUUCAUCAUCAACGCUGAGAGUGCGGCUGGUCACAAGGUGGUGAAGGUCCGAGUCAACGUGCUCGACCUGCCCGGACCCCCCCGGGAGCUGAAGGUCAGCGAUGUGACCAGAGGAACCUGCCGACUCACCUGGAGAGCUCCCGAGUGCGACGGAGGAGACCGAGUGAAGAGCUACUUCAUCGAGAAGAAGACGCUGACGGGCAGAGCCUGGACCAAGGUGAACCCAGCCUGUGCUGCUCAGUCCCUGGUGGUUCCAGACCUGAUGGACGGUCAGGACUACCUGUUCCGCAUCCGGGCGGAGAACCGCUUCGGCUUCAGUCCAUUUGUCGAGACCCUCGAGAUAACCAAAGCCAGAGAUCCCAUCCAUCCCCCUGAUCCUCCCACCAGGCUGAAGAUCCAGAACGUGAGGAAGGGCACGGUGACUCUGACCUGGAAGGCUCCGAAGAACGACGGCGGUUUACCUGUGACUCACUACAGCGUGGACCUCCUCUGCUGGGAGGCCGGCCGCGCCGAGAAGGAGUCGUGGAGGAGGUGCAACAGGAGAGACGUGGACACCACCAGCUUCAAGGUGGAGGAUCUGACCGAAGGAGACGAGUACGAGUUCAGAGUGAUGGCGCACAACGAGGCCGGAGCCAGCCGACCCUCCACCACCGUGGGACCCAUCGUCAUCCAGGACCAGACCUGCGCUCCGUCCAUCGAGCUGAAGGAGUUCAUGGAGCGCGAGCAGGGCAGUGACAUCAGCAUCGUGGCCAAGAUCCACGGCUGUCCCUUCCCCACACUCACCUGGCACAAAGCCCCCCCCCACCAGGCCGACGCCAAGGUGGAGGUUCAGUACGACGAGCACAUCAACAAACUUGUGUCGGAUGAAAGCUGCACGCUGCUCAUCCAGCAGGGCAAGCGCCCGGACACCGGCCUGUACACGCUGGUGGCGUCCAACAGCCUGGGCAAGGCGUCCAGGGAGAUGAGGCUCAACGUGCUCGGUCGACCAGGUGCUCCCUCUGCUCCCAUUAAGUUUGAGGAGAUCGGAGCGGAGAGGAUCACGCUCUCCUGGCUCCCGCCCAAGGACGACGGAGGCUCCAAGCUCACAAACUACGUGAUCUGGAAGCGGGAGGCGUGCAGGACCAACUGGGUGCCUGUCACCAGCGAACCCAAAGACCGGAUCUGGACGGUGGAGAGCCUGAUGGAGGGACACGAGUACGUGUUCCGGAUCAUGGCCCAAAACAAAUAUGGCGUCGGAGAGCCGCUGGACAGCGAGCCCGAGGUCGCCCGGACCCUCUACACCGCCCCUGGUCAGUGUGAGAAGCCCACGGUCACCAGCGUGACCAUGGACUCCAUGACGGUGAACUGGGAGGAGCCAGAGGACGACGGUGGCACCCCCAUCGUCGGCUACUGGCUGGAGCGUAAAGAGACCACAGGCAAGCGCUGGACUCGCGUGACCCGCGACCCCAUCCGUCCCAUGAGCCUGGGCGAGUCCAUGGUGGUCACCGGACUCAUCGAGGGAUCCCAGUACCUGUUCAGAGUCUCCGCCAUCAACGCUGCUGGACCGGGACUCGCCAGCCCCCCCACAGACCCCAUCUUUGCCAGAGACCCCAUCUCUCCGCCCUCUCCUCCAACCCCCAAGGUUUCUGAUUGGACGAGGUGCACCGUGGACCUGAUGUGGAUCCCGCCCUUGAAGGACGGAGGCUCGAAGAUCCUUGGCUACUGGGUGGAGUUCAAGGAGGAGGGCACAGAGGCCUGGGUGAAGGCAAAGGAAACAGAAAUCCGUGGCACUCGUUUGGUGAUCACCGGUCUGAAGACUGGUGGUCAGUACCGCUUCAGGGUCACCGCCUUCAACGCUGCAGGUAACGGCGAGCCAGGGGAAGUCCCGGAGCUGCUGGAGGUCAACGACAGAACCAUUGCUCCUGAAGUGGACCUGGAUGCUUCGGUCAAGGAGAGGAUGGUGGUCCACGCCGGCGGCGUGAUCCGCAUCAUCGCCUACGUGUCUGGCCAGCCGUCCCCAGACGUCACCUGGAGUCGAGAUGGAGCUGCGCUGCCCCCGGAGGCCAAAGUGGAGACGACAGCCAUCAGCUCCUCUCUGGUCAUCAAACCCUGCACCAGGAGACACCUGGGCGUUUACACUCUGACCGCCAAGAACGCAGGAGGCGAGAAGACCAAGAACAUCACUGUGGAAGUUCUGGACGUCCCCGGACCUGUUGGCAUCCCCUUCACUGCGGAGAACCUGAGCAGCGACUCCUGCAAGCUCAACUGGUUCUUCCCCGAGAACGACGGCGGCUCCCCCAUCAGUAACUACAUCAUCGAGAAGCGUGAGUUUGAGCGUAAGGCCUGGACCUCGCUCUCCUACACCGCCAGCCGCCAGAACGCCGUGGCCCACAACCUCAUCCAGGGAAAGGCCUACUUCUUCAGAGUGGCUGCGGAGAACGCCAUCGGCGUCGGACGCUUCGUGGAGACUGCAGCUGAGGUUGUGGUCAAGGAACCCAUGAGUGUGCCUGAACGCCCUGAGGAGCUGGAGGUCACCAAGGUCACCAAGGACUUGAUCGGCCUCACCUGGAAGGCGCCCAAGUCUGACGGAGGCUCAGAGAUCACCAUGUACAUCCUGGAGGCCCGGAUGAUCGGCAAAGACAAGUUCACCAGACUGACCAAGGAGAAGCUGAUGGAGAGAAAAUACAGCUUUGACGGCCUGAGGGAGGGCGACACCUACGAGUUCAGGGUCAUCGCCGUCAAUGAGGUCGGACCCAGUAAACCCUCGUUCGGCACCAAACCAAUCACGUGCAGGAACGAACUGGAGCCACCGACCAUCGAGCUGGACUUCCGUGAUAAGAUCAUCAUCCGUGUGGGAGAGAGCUGCCUGCUGCAGGGACGCUACACCGGAAAACCUUCUCCCUCCAUCAUCUGGUAUCGUGAAGACAAGGAGCUCAAGGCCGACCAACACGCCAUGUUUAAGAACACGCUAACCACCAUGUCCCUGGGCCUGAUGAAGGCCCGGCGGGAGCACAGUGGCAGAUACAUGGUGGUGGUGGAGAACAGCACUGGAUCCAGGAAGGGAGUCUGCAACAUCAUAGUUGUUGACCGUCCCACCCCCCCUGUUGGCCCUGUGGUGUUCGAGGAGGUGCACAGGGAGUUCAUGGUGGUCUCCUGGAAGCCUCCUCUGGACAGCGGUGGUGUGGACGUCUCCAACUACAUCAUCGAGAAGAGAGACGUCAACCGAGAUACCUGGACCACAGUGACAUCUGCCACGACCAAGACCGUCUGCAAGAUCCCGAAGCUGACGGAGGGCAAGGAGUACAUCAUCAGAAUCUCUGCUGAGAACCUGUAUGGCAUCAGUGACCCACUGGAGUCUGAGGAGAUGAGAGCCAAAGACCUCUUCAGAGUCCCUGAGGCCCCUGAGAUGCCCACAGUUCGGGAGGUGUAUGCCACCAAUGCAUUGGUUCUGUGGAACCGCCCUCGUGACGGAGGAAAGCCCAUAAUCAACUACAUCCUGGAGAAGAAGGAGCCAGCAGCCAAGAGGUGGUCCCGAGCCACGAGAGACCCGCUGUACCCGGCCACUCAGUACCGAGUCCAGGACCUGGUGGAGGGCUGCGAGUACGAGUUCCGGGUCAUGGCUGAGAACGAGCUGGGAACCGGAGACCCCAGCGUCCCCUCCAAACCAAUCCUCGCCAAGGAUCCCAUUGUGUGCCCGAGUCCUCCAGUGACGCCCGAGGCCUACGACAAGACCAAGGACUCCGUCAGCCUGAGGUGGAAGACGCCACGCCAUGAUGGCAAGGGCAGGAUCUUCGGCUACAUCGUUGAGUACCAGAAGCCGGGCAACGUAGAGUGGAUUCAGGCCAACGAGACCCCGGAGCAGUGCCCCGACCUCCACUAUGUGGUAACGGGUUUAAGUGAUGGACAGGAAUAUUCUUUCAGGAUCUUCACUGUCAAUGCUGCAGGCAGAUCUGACCCUGCCCCCGUCAAACAGACCAUCAAAGUCCACGACAGACUGGAGGCGCCUGAGCUGCUGCUGGAUGCUAACAUGGCACGUGACCAUCUGGCAAUGUUAGGCACAGACAUCUCCCUGAGCGCCACCAUUAAGGGUGUACCGACACCCACCGUUAGCUGGAAGAAGGACGAUGGAGAUGUUCCUUCUCACAUCACUGUGGCUGUCACCGCCACUGGCAGCAAAGUCUUCAUUCCCAAAAGCGUCCGCCCAGACUCUGGGAACUACACCAUCACCGUAGAGAAUGCUGCUGGGAAGAAAUCAGCAACUGUUGCUGUGCUGGUGUUGAAUAAACCUUCUCCUCCCAGAGACCUGGUGAUCUCUGAGAUUACCAGUGAGACUGCCUACCUGACAUGGAAGGCUCCUGAGGACAAUGGUGGUGCUGUCAUCUCCCACUAUGUAGUACAGAAGAAGGACGUGGCAGCCGAGCAGUGGGUUCCUGUCUCAGCAGGCAAUAAGAAGCUGAGUCUGAUGGCCUUGUACCUGAUGGAAGGAACUCAGUACAUGUUCAGGGUGGCUGCUGAGAACCAGUUUGGCAAAAGCGACUAUUUGGUAACCAAGCAGCCCAUGAAGGCUGUGGAUCCACUGUAUCCUCCUGGUCCUCCCAAGAACCUGCACCACACUGAUGCAGACAAGACAGAGGUGUGGUUGGAAUGGGAGUGGCCUGACCGCACUGGUGGAAGUGAAAUCACCGGCUUCAUUGUGGAGCACCAGGAAGAGGGCCAGACUGACUGGGUCACCUUCAAGACCGUGAGCAACAACCACGCCCACGUCACCGGGCUGGUGGAGGGCAAGACUUACCGCUUCAGGGUCAAGUCUCAGAACGCCAUUGGUGUGAGCCAGCCAGACACUAGCAUCCCUGUCACCUGCCAGGAAAAGACAUUGCCGCCAACUAUUGAAGUUGAUGUGAAGCUCAUUGAGGGUCUCGUUGUCAAAGCUGGCACCAACAUUGUCCUUCCAGGCAAAAUGACAGGCAUUCCCAUUCCCACUGCCAAAUGGAUGACAGAUGGCAAAGAGUUAGUGUCAGAAGGCCACUAUCACAUUGCGACUGCUGGAACCUCCACCACCCUGAGUAUCCCUGAGUCCAAGAGAGGAGACACUGGAGAGUACAUCCUCACUGUUUCUAAUCCUUCAGGCAGCAAGACGGUUGCCCUGCAUGUCACUGUCCUGGAUGUUCCUGGUCCACCUAAUGAACCCAUCAAUAUCCUGGAGGUCACCCCUGAAUACAUGAUGAUUCAAUGGAGGGCGCCUAAAGAUGAUGGUGGCUCAGCCAUCACUAAUUAUGUGGUGGAAAAGAAGGAUGUGAAGAAACCAUGGGAGCCCUGGUCUGUUGUUAGCUCCAGCGGCACCAGUACCAAGGCUAAGGUGUCCAGGCUGGAGAAGGGUCGUGAGUACAUUGUUCGGGUCCGUGCAGAGAACAAGAUUGGCAUUGGUGCUGGACUUGAGAGUCCUCCUACUAUUGCUAAGCACAUGUUUAACCCUCCUGGUCCACCAGGCCCCCCAGAGUGCUCUGAUAUUACAGAGAACGCUGUGACAGUAGAAUGGUCUUUGCCCGACUAUGAUGGAGGAAGCCCCAUCAGCGGCUAUGUGGUUGAACGCAGAGAAAUGACAGGAAAGUGGAUCCGUGUCAACAAAACUGCAGUGCUGGACCUCAGAUACAGAGUCUCCGGCCUGUUUGAAGGCAACAGCUAUGAAUUUAGAGUUUUUGCUGAGAACGUUGCUGGUAUCAGUGAGCCUUCUCGCACUUCUGACCCUAUCAAGGCCACACGCGCCAUCACCAAACCUGGCCCGCCUGGAAAUCUUAAACUGAAGGACUGGAGCAAAUCCUAUGCUGAAAUCUGCUGGACUAAACCCACAAGAGAUGGUGGCAGUCCCAUUCUUGGUUAUGUGGUUGAGGUUCAGAAGUCAGGAAGUGCCCAGUGGGACAGAAUCAACAAGGAUCUUAUCAAGAUGUGUGCCUACAGAGUACAAGGCCUCAUUGAAGGAAUGGAGUACAGAAUUCGCAUCAGGGCCACCAACAAAGUUGGGGACAGUGAACCAAGGGAACUCCCUGAAACCAUCUUGGCAAAAGACAUCCUGGUUCCUCCAGAAGUUGUUGUUGACAUUUCCUGUCGGGACUCCCUGACAGUCAGGGCAGGUCAGAUCAUCAGUUUGAUCUCAAGGGUGAAGGGCAGACCGGAUCCCGAGAUCACAUGGACCAAGGAUGCCAGAGUCUUGUCUAGGGAUAAACGCACUGAAAUGACCAAUAAUUACCCUCUGUGUGAACUUGUAAUCGCCGAGGCAGUCAGGUCAGACUAUGGUAAAUACGCAAUUGUUGCCAAGAACAGCAGUGGACAGGCACAGGCCACAAUUAUUGUCAAUGUUCUGGACACACCAGGAGCUUGCCUGAACCUGAGAGUAGCUUAUGCAACCAAGAAAUCCUGCAUGGUGUCCUGGGAGAACCCUGAGGACAACGGAGGCACUGAGAUCACUCAGUACAUUAUUGAGUGCCGUCAGCCAAGCCAGAGAAAUUGGACAGUGGUCUCCAGCGACUGCACCAAGCGUCAGAUAAAGGCUCCUCUCACUGAGGGAUGUGAAUACUUCUUCCGUGUCAGUGCAGAGAACAAGAUCGGUGCUGGUCCACUUACUGAGUCCAAGACACCAGUGCUGGCAGUUGAUCCAAUUGAGAAGCCGGGCGAACCCAUUGACUUCCAUGCUUCUGAGAUUGGCAAGACCUUCUGCUUCCUCAAGUGGAGGAAGCCAGAUUACGAUGGCGGUAGCCGUAACCUAGGUUACCACAUUGAGAAGAAACCAAAGGAGGCUGAGGAGUGGGAAAGACUGCACAAGGGUGCCAUUAAGGAGACUUACUUCAUGGCUGACAGAUGUAUCGAAAACCAGAUCUACACGUUUAGAGUUCAGACUAAGAAUGAGGGAGGGGAGAGCAACUGGGUGAGCACACCUGAGGUCCUUGUCAAGGAACUGCUUGUGGAGCCUGAGAUCAAGAUCAAACUUGAUGGAACCCUCAUUGUCAAGGCAGGAGACUCCAUUCCUAUCGAGGCAAUAGUGAAGGGUAAACCACAACCUGAUGUCAAAUGGACCAAGGAUGAAAACACAGAGGAGAUUAAGAAGGGCCCCAAGCUUCAGAUCGAAACAGGGGCGGACUUCUCAAAGCUGCUGCUUACCAAUGCCAGGCGCACUGACAGUGGCAAAUAUGUUGUGUCUGCCUCCAACAGUGCAGGAAGCUGCUCUGCUCUAGCCAAGGUCAAUGUUCUGGAUAGACCAGGCCCUAUCAGGGAUCUCAAGGUGUCUGGUAUCACCAAUGACCGGUGCCAUCUGGCCUGGGAAAUUCCAGAGGAUGAUGGUGGCUGUGAUAUCUACAACUACAUCAUUGAGAAAUGUGAGACCAAGAAAGGAAUCUGGUCCGUCCACUCCAACGCUGUUAUCACAAAUAAAGCUAAAGUUACUCGCCUUACAGAGGGUAACGUGUAUAUGUUCAGAGUUCGUGCUGAGAAUAAAAUGGGUCCUGGUCCUGCAGUGCAGAGUGAGACCAUUGUCGCUGGCACCCAGUUCAGUGUACCUGGUUCUCCCGAAGCACCAGAAGUCACCAAGAUUGCCAAGGAGGAGAUGACUGUGGAGUGGGCAGAGCCAGAGAAAGAUGGAGGAAAGCCAAUCACAGGUUAUCUGUUAGAGAAGAGGGAGGAGCAUGCCGUUAGGUGGUCUCCUGUAAACAAAGAUCCACUCCCUGCAACUCGCUCCACAGUUGCUGGACUCCUGCCUCUCCAUGACUACCAGUACAGAGUCAAGGCUGUCAAUGAAAUUGGCAUUGGCAGCCCAAGCAAGCCUUCACGUACCAUCACUGCCAAAGAUACAGUUGAGCCUCCUGCCCCUCCAACCAACAUGAAAGUCCUGGACAGCACCAAGUCAAGUUUCACCCUAGGCUGGACCAAGCCUGUAUCUGAUGGUGGAGCUCCCAUUGUUGGCUAUGUUGUGGAGAUGAGGACGCAGGGAGCUGUCAAGAAAGGAGAUGAUGGUUGGAAGAGGUGUAACGUAGCAGCUCAGCUGGUCGUGUGUGAGUUCACAGUCUCAAGUCUGGAUGAGAAGCUUGUGUAUGAAUUCAGAGUGUCAGCUCAGAACCAGGUGGGCAUGAGCCUGCCCUGCAACAUGGAGGCUGCUGUGAUCCCCAGAGAGAUUCUAGAGUCACCAGAGAUUGACUUGGAUGCUAACCUAAAGCAGGGACUGACAGUAAGAGCUGGCUGUCCCAUCAGGCUGUGUGCCACCAUUAGAGGCAGACCAUAUCCCAAAGUAACUUGGAGAAGAAUGGGCAUUGACAACGUGUUCAGGAGGGGAAAGGUUGACAUCAUCGACACCAUGACCUUCAUGGUCAUCGCCGACAGCACACGUGACGACACUGGAAAAUAUUCCCUGACUCUGCAGAGCCGUGCUGGGGAGAAGGCUGUGUUUGUCAACGUUAAGGUUCUAGACACUCCUGGACCUGUAAUGAAUCUUGAAGCGACUGACGUCAAACAGACAUCCGCCAUGUUGUCCUGGAGUCCUCCGGAGAGCAAUGGUGGAAGUGAUAUCACUCAUUAUAUUGUUGAGAAGCGUGAGAUUGAUCGUAAGUCAUGGGCGACUGUCAAGGCUGAAGUUCAAGAAGACAAGAUUCCCUUCAAAAUCAGUGGCCUGGUGCCUGGAACUGAGUACAACUUCAGAGUCACAGCUGUCAAUGAGUAUGGUUCUGGUGUUCCCAGAGCCACACCCACUUCCUACCUGGCUUCUGAUCCUGUCAGCAAGCCAGAUCCUUGUGAAAAGAUCGAGGUUCUGGAGAUCACUAAGAACAGCGCCACAGUUGGCUGGGUCAAGCCAGCGAGCGACGGUGGUGCCAAGGUCGAUGGUUACAUCAUUGAAUAUAUUGAGGUCAAACCUCCUCCACCAGCUCCAGCACCUUUGGAGGUUGCAGAAGGAGAGGAGGCUCCUCCACCACCUCCUCCACCUCCAGUGGAAGAGGAAACAGAGGAGGAAGAGCCUGUAAAGGAGGUGUGGAAUGCGUACACAACUGUGAAAGGUCUGACAAUCAGCAUCAGUGGCCUGAAGGAGGGCAAGAGGUACAAGUUCAGAGUGGCUGCCAAAAACAUCAUGGGCAUGAGCUCAUUCACCGAGACGAGGGAGCCAAUCGAGAUCAAGGAACAGACGUUGGAACCAAAAAUUGUCAUGCCGGAGAUGGUGAGCGCCAGAGCCGGAGCCAAGCUCAGAGUAGAGGCUGUGGUUUCUGGAAAACCUUCCCCAGUUUGCAAGUGGAUGCGUAGUGAGGAAGCCGUUGUCCCCUCCAGUCGCCUGGCAGUGCACCAGUCGGGUAACCUAUGUGUCCUGAUCAUCAAAGAUGUCUCCAGGACUGACAGUGGCGAGUACAGUCUGAUGGCUGAGAACAGCUCUGCAAAGGUGGUGGAGUCUCUGAAGAUCAUCAUCAAAGAUAUGCCCGGUCCACCGGAGGGCCCCGUGGUCAUCAGCGACAUCGACUCUGAUGCCUGCUCCCUGGCCUGGAACAAACCACUGGAGGAUGGAGGAACCAACAUCACCAACUAUGUGGUAGAGAAAUGCGAUGUGAGCAGAGGUGACUGGAUGACGGCUCUCUCUUCCUGCCCAAAGACCAAUUGCAGGCUUGGAAAACUCAUUCCUGGAAAAGAAUACCUGUUCCGCAUCCGUGCUGAGAACCGCUUUGGCGUGUCAGACCCAACUCCGUCUGACAGGAUGGUUGCCAAGUUCCCCUUCGUUGUCCCCAGCGAGCCCCUCAACUGUCGCAUCAACAAGACCAACAAGGACUGCAUGUUUGUGGCCUGGGACAAGGCGGAGAGUGACGGAGGCAGCCCCAUCACAGGUUACUACAUUGAACGUAAGGAGAGGAACAGCCUGUUGUGGGUGAAGGCCAAUGACGCAGUUGUCCGCACCACCGAGUACCCGUGUGCUGGCCUCAUCGAGGGCCUGGAAUACACCUUCAGAGUGUCCGCCAUCAACCGUGCAGGCCAGGGCAAACCAAGCAAGAAGACCGACUUUGUCACUGCCAGAACACCCAUUGACACGCCAGGUAAACCUGAGAUCCUGGAUGUAACCAAGAACUCUGUCACUCUGGUUUGGACCCGUCCCAAGAAUGAUGGCGGGAGUAAGAUCAUUGGCUACUAUGUUGAGGUCAUGCGAGUGCCAGGAGACACCUGGAUCCGCUGCAACACAAGCAGUCAGAAUGUACCAAGGGAGGAGUAUACGGUUACUGGUCUGGAGAGAGACCUGGACUACCAGUUCAGAGUCAUUGCCAAAACUGCUGUCAACAUAAGCAAACCAUCUGAGCCCACAGACCCUGUCCUGGUCUGUGCUGAGAACGUUCCUCCCAGAGUGGAGCUCAAUGCCAGGAUGCAAAAAGGUUUUAAGGUGAAGGCUGGAUCCACAGUCCUCCUGGAGGCUGAGGUGUUUGGUAAGCCCUUGCCCAGAGUGACCUGGAAGAAAAGUGACGAACGCUUGAAGUCAGGCGAAGGCCAGGUCAUCACCCAGCAGAGGAAUCACUACCAGCUUGAGAUGGCAGGAGUCACCAAGGAACACACAGGGACUUACACGAUCCUGGCUGAGAACGCCAGCGGCUCCAAGACUGCUGAGAUUGAAGUCAACGUUCUGGACGUGCCUGGCCCUCCUGUUAGUGCCAAACACACAGAGGUGUUGGCCACCAGUAUGAAACUGUCGUGGGAGCCACCUUUGAAAGAUGGUGGUGCCCCCAUCAAUGGCUACAUUGUGGAUAAGCGUGAGACCAGCAGACCUAACUGGGCCCAGGUCUCCACCAAGAUCAAGGGUGAUGUCCUUGAGUUUAAGGUGGAGAAGCUGAUCGACGGUCACGAGUACCAGUUCCGAAUCCGUGCUGAGAACAUGUGGGGAGUUGGAGACCCCCACAUAACAAACCCUGUUAUUGCCAAGAACCCAUUUACUGUCCCUGGUUCUUGUGAGGCCCCAGUGAUCACCAACGUGACCAAAGAUCGUAUGACUGUGAGCUGGAAGGAGCCUGCUGAUGAUGGAAAGUCCAUCGUCCUGGGCUACAUGCUGGAAAAGAAAGAGAAAAUGGAGUUGCACUGGACCAAGCUGAGCAGGAAGCCUAUGACAGAAAGGAGCCUUGAUAUUACAGGCCUCACAGAGGGAGCUGAGUACGAGUUCAGAGUCACUGCCCUCAACAUUGCAGGUCUUGGCAAACCCAGCGAGCCCUCUGCUGGCACCACUGCACAGAACCCCAUCACUGCGCCUGGCCCUGUUGUGAAUCCCAGUGUGAAGGACACCUUCCAAAGCGCCAUCAGUCUCACCUGGACUGCCCCCGCCAACAAUGGUGGAAGCCCCAUCAUCGGAUACUUGGUGGAGUGCAAGCGAACUGAUACAAAAGACUGGAUCCGCUGCAACGUCCCCAGGAACCUGCAGGACACCAGCUAUGUCAUUCAAAACCUCAUUGACAAGGCGGAGUACCAGUGUCGCAUCACUUCCGUCAACAAGGUCGGCUUCAGCGAGCCGGUUGAAGUCCCUGGCAAACAUGUGGCCAAGGACAUCAUUGUUCUUCCAGAGGCGGAGCUGAGUGCAGAGCUGAAGACGCUCCUGGAGCUGCGUGCCGGCACCACCAUGAGGCUGCAGGCCACCAUCAAGGGUCGUCCCACUCCCAAGAUCACAUGGGCCAAAAUGAACACCAACCUCAAGGACCGCCAAGGCAUCAUCAUCAAGUCCACUAACACUGACACCAUGGUGACGGUGGACAAUAUCAACAGAUAUGAUGGAGGCAAAUACAUCCUGAGCCUGGAGAGUUCGGCUGGCAUGAAGAUGUACACCAUUGUUGUCAAGGUUAUAGACACUCCUGGACCUCCAGACAACAUAGUGGUGAAGGAGACAUCCAAAGACAGUUCUUCCAUCUACUGGGACCCUCCUGUGAUGGAUGGUGGCCACGAAAUCACCCACUACAUUGUGCAGAAGCGUGAUACUGAGAGGAAGGCCUGGUCCAUCGUCUCCGACAACUGCGCCAAGACAGAAUUCAAGGUGCCAGACCUGGAGGCUGGACGGUCCUACUACUUCAGAGUGUCAGCGGUCAACAAGCUUGGUACCGGAGAGUACUGCGAAACAGCCGAUUCAGUCAGAGCAACAGAGGAGCCUGGGCCUGUCAUGGACUUCAAGACCCUGCUGGUGACCAAACACUCUUGCACUCUAAGCUGGAAGAAACCACUCACCGAUGGUGGCAGUCGCAUUACCUGCUAUGUGGUGGAGGUUCUCAAUGGUGAUGACAAGUACAAGGAGGUAAUGAGGUCCAAGAAUAUGCAAUACAGCGCCAAGGACUUGGUGGAGGACAGAGAGUACAACUACAGAGUCAAGGCUGUUAAUGACGCAGGAGAGAGUUCUGCUAAGGAGCUCAAAGUGGUGGCUAAGGACCAGAUCAUUCCUCCAAGCUGUGACUUGAGGGAGCUUCCCAACAUGUGCUACAUUGCCAAGGAGGGCAGCACUGUCCGUCUGAAGAUCCCGAUCAUUGGAAAACCUACACCCAAGGUCUCCUGGAAGAAGGGAGAUGAUGAAGAUCUGACAGACACUGGCCGAGUGUGUGCCGAGUCCUCUGCAGUCAACACCACCCUCCUGAUCAGGGACUGUCAGAGGAGUGAUGCCUCCAAGUAUACCAUCACCCUGAGAAAUAGUGCUGGGACCAAGGAGUCCACCAUAUUCAUCAGGGUUGUGGGUAAACCUGGCAUCCCUAUUGGACCCGUUAAGUUCAAAGAGGUUACUGCCGAUGGCGCUACACUGAAGUGGGCGGUUCCCAAGGACGACGGUGGCUCAGAGAUCACCAACUACGUCCUGGAAAAGAGAGACUCAGUUACCAAUAUGUGGGUGACUGUGUCCUCCACUGUGGAGACCAACAGCAUGAGAGUGACCGGUCUCCAUGAAGGCACAGAAUACAUCUUCAGAGUCUGUGCUGAGAACAAAUAUGGGUUUGGAGAAGGACUCAAAUCCGAGCCCAUUAUUGCUAAACAUCCAUUCAAUGUUCCUGAUGCUCCUCCUCCUCCUCAGGUCAUGAGCAUGCGUCACAACUCGGCUUACCUGGCCUGGUCCGACCCCAGGAAGACAGGAGGAUCUCCCAUCACAGGUUACCAUGUUGAGUUCAAAGAGAGGAACAGUAUGUUGUGGAAGAGGGCGAGUCCAGCUGCCUUGAAGAUGAGGGAACACAAGGUCACUGGGUUUACUGAAGGCUUGGAGUACGAGUUCAGAGUCAUGGCAAUCAACCUGGCUGGCACUGGCCGACCGAGCGCUCCCACUGAUCCACAGGUGGCCCUGGAUCCCAUUGAUGCUCCUGGUAAACCUGAUGUCGUCAGCAUCACAAGGAGCUCCGUGACACUCCAGUGGACGGAGCCACAGUUCGAUGGAGGCCACAGGCUGACUGGCUACAUUGUUGAGAGGCGUGACCUACCGUCUAAGAUCUGGGUCAAGGCCAAUAAUGUGAAUGUUGUGGAUCCUGCAUUUACUGUCACCGAACUGCAGGAGGGCUGCAAAUAUGAGUUCAGAAUCAGGGCGAAGAAUGCAGCUGGUGCUCUUAGCCCCCCCUCCGAGCAGACAGAUACAAUCAUCUGCAGAGAUGAAUAUGCGGCACCAACCAUUACUAUUGAUUCUCAUGUGUUGGAGGGUCUGACUGUCCGAGCUGGCGAUACCAUUGUCAUCACUGCCACAAGCAUAGAUGGCAAACCUGCUCCAACCUCAUGCUGGUCAAAGGGAGGAAAGUACUUCAAACCCUCGGAGGUUGUUCAUAUUGAGACCACUGCAACUUCCUCUACUCUGUCCGUCAAGUAUGCCAGCAGGAAGGACACAGGGGAAUACAUCAUAACUGCCAGCAACCCCUUCGGUGUAAAGGAGGAAACUGUCAAGGUCAAAGUUCUGGAUGUUCCUGGUACUCCUGGGCCUAUUGAAUGCACUGGUAUCUCUUCUGAAAAGGUCACUCUUACAUGGGAAGCUCCAACUGAGGAUGGAGGCUCUCCUAUCAAAUAUUACACCCUGGAGAAGAGGGAGACCAGCCGCCUGCUCUGGACUGUUCUGGAAGAAAAGGUCAUCGACUGUCACUAUGUAGCCACCAAGCUCAUCCAGGGCAACGAGUAUUUCUUCAGAGUUUCUGCUCUGAACCAGUACGGUGCUAGUGAGCCAUCCCACUCUGAGGCCGUCAAGAUGGUUGAUAGAUUCGGUCCUCCCGGUCCACCAUCCAAACCAGAGGUUGAGAAAGUGGAUGGACAUUCAGCCACUGUCACCUGGAGGAGGCCAACUGAGGACGGCGGAAGUGAUAUCAUAGGUUACUGUGUUGAGAAGAAGGAGAAAAAGGCUAUGAGAUGGAUCAGGGCCUCAAAGAAAUCGAUUGCCGAGCUCAGUUAUGAAGUCACUGGUCUGACUGAAGGCCUGGAGUAUGAGUUCCGUGUUUUUGCUGAGAACAAAGCUGGCUUUGGAGAGCCAAGUGAAACAUCUAUGCCUGUUAGAACUAUAGUUGCUAUCUAUUUGCCUGGACCUCCAGUCAAUCCAAGAGUCACAGACACAACCAAGUCCACUGCCACCCUGAACUGGGGAAAACCUCUCGAUAACGGCGGAUCUGACAUCACUGGAUAUGUAAUUGAGCACAAGAAGGAAGGAACAGAAGAAUGGGUCAAGGAUUCAUCUCUACUUAGAAUAACCGAAUUUGUUGUUCCCGAGCUGGAAACCGGUGCAAAAUACCACUUUAGAAUUAGUGCUGUGAAUGCUAAGGGGGCAGGUGAAUCUGCCGAAACUCAGGAACUGAUGGAAAUUGUGGAGCGUGCAGCUGAGCCAGAUUUGGAGCUAGAUAUUGAGCUGAGAAGAACCCUCGUCGUUAGGGCGGGCUGCUCCAUUCGCCUCUUUGUGCCAAUCAAGGGACGUCCUACACCAACAGUCAGCUGGACUAAGGAAGAUGGCCCUGUCCCACGUGCAGUCAUUGACAGCACUGAAUCAUUUACAAUGCUGAUCAUUCCUGAGAGUUCAAGGAUUGAUGCAGGCAAAUAUCAGCUUACUCUUGAAAACUCAAGUGGUAAGAAGAGUGCUGAUAUACAUGUGAGAGUUCUGGAUUCUCCUGGACCCCCACUUAAUCUAAAACCAAUCAAGAUUGACAAAGACAGCAUUACUCUCCAGUGGGAGAUGCCUCUCAUUGAUGGUGGAGCCAAGAUCACAAGCUAUGUCAUUGAGAAGAGAGAAUCAACACGAAAGGCCUUUGCUACUGCUAUUACAAAUUGCCCACACACUUCAGUCAGGAUCAGUGAACUGGGUGAAGGCUGUGAGUACUAUUUCAGAGUGUCUGCCCAGAACGAGUAUGGUAUUGGUGAGCCAGUCGAAACUGCAGAUCCAAUCCGUGCAUCCCAGGCACCAACUCCUCCAGAGAGUAUUAUUCCUACUGAUAUCACCAAGAGUUCUGUGAGCCUGGCAUGGACUAAACCCAAGCAUGAUGGUGGAAGCAGAAUUACGGGAUAUGUCCUGGAAGCCCAGAAGAAGGGAACUGAUCCGUGGGCCCAUGUAACAACAGUCAAGUCCAUGGAUUUCACAGUAAAAAACCUGAAUGAGAAUGAGGAGUACAUUUUCCGAGUAAUGGCUGUCAACCUGUCGGGCAGAAGCUCCCCACGUGAGAGCAAACCCAUAGUUGUUAGGGAUUCCACAAUGGUGCCUGAGUUUGACCUGCGCGGUGUGUGUCAUAAGACUGUUAUUGCUAGAGCUGGAGAUGAAAUCAAAGUUGAGAUCCCAGUUAUGGGACGUCCUAGACCAACUGUCUCUUGGCAGAAGGAUGGUGCAGCCCUGAAGCUCACACAGAGAACCAAUGUGGAAACUACUUCUGCUACUGUUAUCCUUAGCAUCAAUGAAUGCAAUAGAGCAGACAGUGGUGUAUACACCAUGACAGGAAAGAACAUUGUUGGCUCUGUGACAGAUAACAUCACUGUGAAAGUACAUGAUGUACCUGGGCCACCCAAGGGACCAGUUAACAUUGUGGAAAUAUCCCGUACAAAUUGCAUAUUUGCUUGGGACCCUCCUGAGAAUGACGGAGGUGUUCCAAUUAAUAAUUAUGUGGUUGAGAUCAGAGACACAACUUCCCAAACAUGGACAGAGCUGUCUUCUACUAUCAUCCGUACCGUGUUCAAAGCCAUUCGGUUAACCACUGGUUCAGAAUACCAGUUCAGGGUGAAGGCUAAGAACAGAUACGGUGUUGGACCUCCCAUCACCUCAGAGGCUGUGGUGGCAGCUUAUCCAUUUAAAGCCCCUGGACCUCCUGGUACUCCGAAUGUUGUUGCAUUCACCAAGGACUCUAUAACGGUAGGCUGGAAUGAGCCUGUGUCUGAUGGUGGAAAUGAGGUCUUUGGUUAUCAUGUUGAGAGGAAAGAAAGAAGCAGCAUUACAUGGCAAAAGAUCAACAAGAGUAUUGUGAAAGGAAACAUCUUUAAAUCCAGUGGGCUUGAAGCUGGAGGAGCCUAUGAAUUCCGUGUCAUGGCUGAAAACAUGGCAGGCAUUGGUAAGCCCAGCAAGGCCUCAGAAGCAAUACUGGCCUUGGACCCUGUGGAUCCACCAGGCCAACCUCUACCAAUAUUUGUCAAUAAAAAUGUCAUCACUAUUCAGUGGACAAAGCCUGAGUAUGAUGGUGGAUUCAAAAUCACUGGCUACACAGUGGAGAAGAGAGAACUGCCGACCGGUCGCUGGAGCCGAGCCAAUUUCACCAACAUCAUUGAGACAGCAUUCACUGUCAGUGGACUGACUCAAGAUGCCUCCUACGGGUUCCGGGUCAUAGCCAGAAACUCUGCAGGAGCAGUCAGCAUUCCAUCUGAGCCUUCAGACCCAAUCUUGUGCACAGAUGACAUAAUUGAGCCACGCAUUAUGGUUGAUGCCAUCUUCAAAGAUGUUGUUCCCCUGAGAGCAGGAGAGUCCUUCAAGCUUGAUGCUGACAUAGCUGGUCAGCCAACACCAUCUAUGGUUUGGACCAAGAAUGGAAAAGAGGUUGAGAACACAAUGAAACUGGACGUUAAGUUCACUGAACUGACAACCACACUGACCAACAAGGACUCUAUCAGAUCAGAUGGUGGAGAAUUUGUUUUGACUGCCACUAAUGUUGGUGGAUUUGCAAAGCACAUCUUUAAUGUGAAAGUGCUUGACAGACCAGGGCCACCUGUUGGACCUCUUAAGGUAACUGAUGUCACAGCUGAUAACUGCGUUCUGACCUGGGCUCCACCUGCAGAUGAUGGCGGUGCCAAGAUUGAAGGAUAUGUGAUCGAAAAGCGUGAGUCAAGCAGACUGGUUUGGACUAAUGUGGUUUCAGACCUGAAAGUUACACGACAUACGGUGACGAAGCUGCUCAAAGGGAAUGAAUACAUCUUCAGAGUUAUGGCAGUGAACAAAUAUGGAGUUGGCGAGUCUCUUGAUUCAGAAUCCACUGUUGCAGACAACCCAUAUGUGGUUCCAGAUCCUCCAGAAAAUCCUGAGGUGACAGCUAUCACUAAAGAUUCAAUGGUUGUUAUGUGGCAAGCUCCCAAGAGUGAUGGCGGAACUCCCAUCACUAACUACAACAUCGAAAGGAAAGACCAAAUAGGCCUCCGCUGGGUCAAAUGCAACAAGAGGAAGGUCAAAGAUCUCCAGUUCAGGGCAGGAGGCCUUGUUGUCGGACAUGAAUAUAAAUUCAGAAUAAUUGCAGAGAAUGCUGCUGGAGUUAGCACACACAGUGUCUCCAGUCCAUUUUACAAGGCAACUGAUGCACUGGACAUGCCAGGGCCUCCAUGCAACCCUAGAAUCCUGGACACAACCAGGUCCUCAAUUACUGUUGCCUGGAACAAACCUGUAUACGAUGGAGGCUCUGACAUCACUGGCUACAUAGUAGAAACCUGCAUCCCAUCUGAAAAGGAGGAGGAGGAGGAAUGGACCAUUGUGACACCAAAAGAAGGUCUCCUAGCAACCUCAUUCACCAUUAUUAACCUGAAAGAGAACCAGGAGUACAAGAUCAACGUUUCUGCUCUCAACAGUGAAGGAAUUGGAGAGGCAGCAUCUGUACCUGACAAUGCCAAGGCAGAGGACAGGCUCCUCCCACCUGAAAUUAAUUUGGAUGCUGAUCUCCGCAAAGUUGUCAGUCUUAGAGCUUGCUGCUCUCUCCGACUCUUUGUGCCUAUCAGAGGCAGACCGUGUCCUGAAGCUAAAUGGACCAAAGGAGAUGGUGAGGCUAUUGAGAGGGCAACCAUUGACAGCACAACAUCAUAUACAUCACUUGUAAUUGAAAAUGUCAACAGAUUUGACAGUGGAAAAUAUAAUCUUACAGUUGAAAACAGUUCUGGCUCCAAGACAGUUACAGUCCAGGUCAGGGUGCUUGAUACACCUAGUGCCCCACAGAACCUGAAGAUUACUGCUGUAACAAAAGAAGCUGUCUCUCUGACUUGGGAACCACCAGUGAAUGAUGGAGGAGUAAAGAUUAAGAACUAUAUUGUUGAAAAACGUGAGUCCACAAGGAAAGCAUAUGCCACAGUUAAUGCUCUCUGCUACCCGACCACCUUCACAGUUGACCACCUCCUGGAAGGAUGCAACUAUUACUUUAGAGUUCUGGCUGAGAAUGAAUAUGGCGUUGGUCUUCCCAUUGAGACUGGUGAAUCAGUUAAAGUGUCUGAAAAACCACAGCCACCUCGCAAAGUCUCUCUUAAGGAUGUUACCAAAAAUAGUGUCACUCUCUCUUGGGAGAAGCCAGAGCAUGACGGUGGCAGCAGAAUAGGCUGUUAUGUUGUUGAGAUCCAGCCUAAGGGUGUUGACAAGUGGACCCAGGCUGUGAUUGUAAAGGAAACAGAAGCUACAAUUAGUGGCCUAAAUGCAGGUGAAGAAUACAUGUUCCGUGUAGCAGCAAGAAAUGAGAAGGGUACAAGUGACCCACGUCAAAUUGGAGUGCCUGUGAUUGUCAAAGAUCUUGUGAUUGCCCCUGUUGCCAAAAUGUUGUUCAACACAUUCAGUGUGUUGGCAGGAGAAGACCUCACAGUGGAUGUUCCAUAUGUUGCACGUCCCAAAGCAGCUAUAUCCUGGGUAAAGGACGGUCAGCCUAUGAAGAGAACUACCAGAGUAAACUUUAGUUCAACAGACACCUUGCUGAACCUCAAAAUAAAUGAGGCUACCAAAGAUGACGUUGGACAAUACCUCAUUACUAUUAGCAACACAGCAGGAGAGACAACUGCAGUCAUUGGCAUUGUUGUUCUUGACAAACCCGGCCAGCCAGGUGGUCCAGUUCAGGUAGAGGAGGUCACCUCUGACAGUGUAACUAUCUCCUGGAACCCACCAGAAUAUGAUGGUGGUUGCACCAUCAAAAACUACAUUGUGGAAAAGAGAGACACAUCCACAACUAACUGGAUGGUUGUAUCUCCUAACCUUGCACGGACAAAAAUCAAGGUAGGCCGAUUGAAGACUGGCUCUGAGUACCAGUUUAGAAUCACAGCAGAAAACAGAUAUGGAAAAGGCCCAACUCUUCAGUCAGAUAGUAUUGUGGCACAAUAUCCAUACAAACUCCCAGGGCCCCCAGGAACACCAUCCAUUGCAACCUGGACCAAGGACAGCAUGGUUGUGAUCUGGAACGAACCUGUGAUCGAUGGCGGAUGCUCCAUCUUGGGCUAUCAUCUAGAGCGAAAAGAGAGGAACAGCAUUAUGUGGGUCAAACUCAACAAGUCUAUUAUCACUGACCAAACCUUCAAGACCAGUGGUUUGGAAGCAGGGAUGGAGUAUGAAUACAGAGUUUAUGCUGAAAACAUUGUUGGAAUAGGCAAAGUUAGCAAAGUGUCCGAGGGUCAUAUUGCUAGAGAUCCUUGUGAUCCUCCUGGCACCCCAGAGGCAACAAAGAUCGCCAAAGACUCUUUGACCAUUGUUUGGACCAAGCCGGAGUAUGAUGGAGGUGCAAAGGUUACAGGCUACAUUGUGGAAAAGAAGGAGCUACCUGAAGGUCGUUGGCAGAAGGCUAACUUUACGAACAUCAUUGAGACAGAAUAUGUUGCAACUGGACUUAUACAGGACAAUCAGUAUGAGUUCCGUGUCAUUGCCAGAAAUGCCGCCGGGGUUUAUAGCUUGCCUUCUUACAGCACUGGCCCUAUCACUGCAAGGGAUGAGAUCGAACCACCGGGUGUCAGCAUUGACCCAGAGUACACACAGAUCCUUAUGGUUAACGCAGGAGAAACCUUCAAGAUUGAUGCAGAUGUUCACGGCAAACCACUACCCUCUAUCAACUGGAUGAAGGGAGAUCAGGAAUUGGGCAACACUAUUCAUAGAGAAAUUAAGAACACAACAACCAAGGCUUAUAUAUCUGUCAAGGAAGCAAAACUUUCAGAUGGAGGCCAAUACACGCUGCUACUGAAAAAUCCAGGAGGUGAAAAGGCUGUGCAGGUCAAUGUGGUUGUUCUAGAUAAACCUGGAGAACCUCAAGGACCUCUUGUUGUUACAGGGAUAUCCAAAGACCGAUGCUGCCUUGCAUGGAAACCACCAAUGCAAGAUGGUGGUAGCAAGAUCUCUCACUACUUGGUGGAGAGGAGAGAAACAAGCAGAUUAGUCUGGACUGUUGUAGACCCCAAAGUAGAAAAUAUUUGUCUAAGGGUCACUAAGCUCUUGGAAGGAAAUGAGUACAUCUUCAGAGUCCGUGCUGUCAACCAGUUUGGAGCUGGUGCACCACUUGGUUCUUCUGCUGCCAUAAUCAAAGAUCCUUAUUUACUCCCGGGGUCACCCAGGAGCUUAGAAGUUUCGGAUAUUAAGAAAGAUUCAAUGAUGCUCACUUGGGAGGCUCCCUCUGAAGAUGGGGGCAGUCCUAUCACUGGAUACAUCAUUGAGAAACAUGACAAAGAAGGAGUACGAUGGACCAGAUGCAACAGACAAACAGUCACUGACUUGACUUUCAAGCCGAUGGGACUCCUGGAAAAACACAGUUAUGAAUUCAGAGUUGUUGCUGAGAAUGCUGUCGGUGUUGGUGAGCCAAGCUCCCCGACAGUAUUCUACAAAGCUCUUGAUCCCAUUUUCAGGCCUGGCCCACCACACAAUCCAAGAGUUACUGACACAACUAAAACAUCAGUUUUCCUGUCAUGGGGUAAGCCUGUCUGUGAUGGAGGCUGUGAGAUUCAGGGAUACAUUGUUGAGUGCUGCACUACUACAGUACCAGCAGUGCCAGAAGAGGCAUCUGCUGAAACCCAAGCUGUAGAGGCACCUGCCACAGAUGCACCUGCUGAGGAGUGGACAAUGUGCACACCACCAACCGGUAUCAAGAAGACUAAAUUUGAAGUUGCAAACCUGAAAGAAAACCAGGCAUACAAGCUUAGAGUGUGUGCCAUAAACAAACUUGGAGUUGGUGAGCAUGCUGAUGUCUCUGGAGCUGUUGUUGCCCUCGACAGGACAGAAGAGCCAGAUCUUGACAUUGACUCAGAAAUGAGGAAGAUUGUAAUGAUUAAAGCUGGAGCUUCCCUUCGGCUGUUUAUCCCCAUCAAGGGAAGGCCAACUCCUACCAUCAAGUGGGAUAAGGAUGAAGCUGACCUUAAAGAGACUGCUCAGCUUGAGGUGACCAGCAGUUACUCAUCCCUUGUAAUUGAUAACAUGAGCAGAACUGACAGUGGAAAAUACACAAUCACUGCUGCAAACGCCAGUGGAACCAAGUCAGCAUUUGUUGUUGUCCGUGUUCUCGACACACCUAGUGCUCCUGUUAACCUGAAAGUGAUGGAAAUUACAAAUCAAUCAGUGACACUGGCAUGGGAACCACCUAUGUUGGAUGGUGGGUCCAAGAUCAAGAACUACAUCGUUGAAAAGAGAGAAAGCACACGCAAAACAUUUGCAGCUGUUGUAACAAAUUGUCACGCUCUUACAUGGAAGAUUGAGCCUCUCCAGGAAGGUUGUAGUUACUUCUUCCGUGUCAUUGCUGAGAAUGCUCAUGGUGUUGGCCUGCCAGCAGCAACUGCAGACGCUCUUAAGGUGUCAGAGGUUCCACAGUCACCGAAGACCUUGACUGUUACAGACCAAACCAAAACAAGCAUCUCUUUGGCUUGGGAGAAGCCCGAGUAUGAUGGUGGUAGCAGAGUCAUCCAGUAUCUGCUCGAGGUGCAACUUAAGGGCCAGGAGAAAUGGUCUGGUGUUAACACUUUUAAGACAAUGGAGGCUACUGUUCCCAAUCUCAAUCCAGGGGAGGAGUAUCUCUUCAGAGUUACUGCAAUGAAUGAUAAGGGCAAGAGUGACCCCAAAGUCCUUGCGGGUCCAGUGAUGACAAAGGACUUGGUGUUUGAGCCUGAUGUUCGUCCUGCAUUCAGCAGCUAUAGUGUCCAUAUUGGCAAAGACAUGAAGAUUGUCAUUCCCAUCUUUGGACGUCCUAAACCAACAGUCACAUGGACUAAAGAUGGAGCUCCUAUGAAGUUCACCACCAGAGUCAAUACUCUCAAUACACCCACAAAUACAACACUUAGCAUUAAGGAGGCUGCAGGUGAUGAUGGUGGCAUGUACAGUAUAAAUGUUGCUAACUCAGCUGGAAAGAAAGACACAACUGUUGAAGUCAUUGUACUAGACAAACCUGGCCCUCCAUCCGGCCCUGUAAGGUUCGAUGAAAUCACAACACAGAGUAUCAGUAUUUCAUGGGACCCGCCUAAACACAAUGGUGGCUGCCAGAUUUCAAACUACAUUGUGCAAAAGAGAGAUACUACUUCUCCAACAUGGGAAAACGUCAGCAUCAACUAUGCCAGAACCUCCAUUAAAGUGCCUAGACUGAAGACAGGAGCAGAGUACCAGUUCAGGAUCAUCGCUCAAAACCGCUAUGGCAAGAGUCAUGGCCUGGAUUCAUCUGCUGUGGUCGCUCAAUACCCAUACAGAGAGCCAGGCCCGCCAGGCACCCCCUUCAUUUCUUCUCUUUCGAGGGACCACCAAGUUGUUGAGUGGCAUGAGCCUGUCACAGAUGGAGGCAGCAAUGUUCUUGGCUAUCAUCUUGAAAGAAAAGAGAGGAAUAGUAUUCUCUGGGUCAAGAUCAACAAGACACUAAUUCACGAUACGAUCUUCAAGAGUCACCCAUUGGAGGAAGGUGUUGAGUAUGAAUACAGAGUUUAUGCUGAAAAUAUUGUGGGUAUCGGCCGGUGUAGUAAGAUCUCAGAGGGCUCCAUUGCCCGUGACCCAUGUGAUCCACCUGGUACACCAGAGGCCUCCCAUGUCACCAAAGAUACCAUUGUCAUUCAGUGGACUAAGCCUGAAUAUGAUGGUGGUAGUAAUAUAACUGGCUAUACUGUGGAGAAGCGGGACCUGCCAGAGGGCAGGUGGGGCAGGGCAAACUUCACUAAUGUGAUUGAGACACAGUUUACUGUGACAGGACUGACUGAAAAUGCUCAGUAUGACUUCAGAGUCAUCGCUAAAAAUGCUGUUGGCACCAUCAGCAAGCCGUCCUACAACAGUGGACCAAUCACUGCAAGUGACAAGCUGGAGGCACCCAAGUUCUCCAUUGACCCUGCAUUCACCAAGACCAUUAUAAUCAAUGCUGGAGAGACAUUCAAGCUUGAUGCAGAUGCAUGUGGAAAGCCACUGCCUACAAUCCAGUGGUUCAAGGAUGAAAAACCAAUUGAGAAUACACUCCGACUCGAGAUUAAAAACACAGAAAACCAUGCGAUGAUCCUCAUUAAGGACGCCAUAAGGAUUGAUGGUGGAAUGUACACUCUCCAACUGACAAAUGAGGCUGGCAGUGAAACUGUGCCAUUUAAGGUUGUGGUCCUGGACAGAACUAGCCAGUGUGAGGGACCCCUUCACAUCACUGCAGUAGCUGAAAAUAGAUGCACACUGGUAUGGCGCGCCCCUCUUCAUGAUGGAGGUAGUCCUAUUAAACAUUACAUCAUUGAGAGAAGAGAAACCAGCCGUCUAGCUUGGACUGUUGUUUCUAACAGCUGUGAGACCACAUCCUACAAAGUCACCAAAUUACUGGAAGGUAAUGAGUACAUGUUCCGUGUCAUGGCUGUUAACAGUUACGGUAUCAGUGAGCCACUUGGAUCUGGUGGAGUGAUUAUGAAGACACCAUUUGUUCCUCCUGGUCCACCUCACAUUGAGGAUGUAUCAAACAUUGCUCAUGAUGGCAUGACCAUUAGUUGGUCUGCUCCUGAGAGUGAUGGAGGCAGUGAGAUUACCAAUUACUUAAUUGAAAAGAAGGACAGAAGUGGAAUCAAAUGGACCAGAUGCAAUAGGCAGAAGGUCGCGGACCUCUCCUUCAGAGUUACAGGAUUAUCCACAGGCCACGAGUAUGAGUUCAGAGUAACUGCAGAGAAUAUAGUUGGAGUGGGAGAACCAAGCCUUCCAAGUUCAAACUACAAGGCCUGUGAUCCCAAGUACAAACCUGGAGCCCCAGCAUAUGUGAAUGUAAUUGACUCCACAAAGAGUUCCCUAACAGUGUCAUGGGGUAAGCCUCUGGCUGAUGGUGGCAGUGCCAUUCAAGGGUACAUUGUUGAAGUCUGCAAGGCUGAGGAGGAAGAAUGGGCCAUGGUUACUCCCCCCACUGGCCUACGUGUCAACAAAUUUGAAAUUACCAAACUUACUGAGGGUCAGGAGUACAAGAUACAGGUGUGUGCUCUGAACAAACUAGGAGUUGGUGAGCCAGCAGUGCUCUCUGGAACAGCAAAGCCAGAGGAAAGAGUGGAACCACCAGAGAUCCGCUUGGACUCUGAGCUGAGGAAGGGCAUCACUGUGAAAGCCGGUGGAUCUGUUAGAAUCCAUAUUCCAUUUAAGGGCAGGCCAACACCUGAGAUUGGGUGGACUAAGGAUGAUGGAGCCCUGACUGAAAAGGCAGUGCUGGAGAAGGCUCCCAACUUCACACAUCUGUCCAUUGACUCGUGUGACAGGAGUGAUUCAGGAAAAUACACCCUCAGUCUGACCAACAGCAGUGGCUCUGUGUCUGAGUUUGUUGUCGUCAAAGUCCUGGAUACACCUGGAGCCCCACAGAACCUUGUGGUUAAAGAUGUGAAAAAGGACUCUGUCACUCUUGUAUGGGAUGUUCCACUGAUUGAUGGGGGUUCCAAAACUAAGAACUAUGUCAUUGACAAACGUGAAUCAACCAAAAAGGCAUAUUCAAAUGUGUCUGCUAAAUGCACCAGGACAACAUUCAAAGUUGAGAACCUAAUUGAAGGUGCUAUGUAUUACUUCAGAGUCAUGGCUGAGAAUGACUAUGGGGUCGGCCAAGCUGUUGAAACAAAGCAAGCUUCCAAAGCCUCUGAGGUCCCACAGCCUGUUCGAAAAGUCUUCCUCACUGAUGUCACCAAGGCCAGUGCCUCACUGGCAUGGGAGAAACCAGAGCAUGAUGGAGGCAGUAGAAUCGGUGGCUACCUGAUUGAGAUGCAGCCAAAGGGUACCGAUAAGUGGGGAGUUGCAACAAAUACAAAGACAUGCGAGGGCACUGCCAAAGGACUCACAGCUGGGACAGCAUACCUAUUCCGUAUUAUUGCUUACAAUGAGAAGGGUAAGAGUGAACCAGUGGCACUUGCUGCACCUGUUGUUGCCAGUGACAUGACUGUGGAGCCAAGCAUUAAGAUGCAAUUCAACACUUACAGUGUUUUGUCUGGAAAAGACCUGAAGCUGGAAUUCCCUGUGCUUGGCAGGCCCAAACCUAGAGUUACCUGGACCAAGGAUGGUGAGCCUUUAAAGGUGACAUCCAGAAUCAAUGUGGUAAACACUCAAGCAACAACCGCCAUUCAGAUUACUGAGGCAUGCAAAGAUGACUUAGGUAAAUACUCCAUUACAGCGGCCAAUGCUGCUGGUACAAUCACUGAGGAUGUGGCUGUCAUCAUCCUUGACAAGCCUGGUGCACCAACAGGUCCAAUCAAGAUUGUUGAAGUGAGCAACACCUUUGUCCAUCUUGCCUGGGAGCCCCCAGUGUACACAGGUGGAUGCCAAGUGAAGAACUAUAUUGUAGAGAAGAGAGAUACGACCACCACAACAUGGCAGUCAGUCACCACACAGCUUGCUAGAACUGCCCUCAAGGUCACCAAGCUGAAGACUGGUGCCGAAUACCAGUUCAGAAUUAUAGCUGAAAACAGAUAUGGAAAGGGUGCUUCCCUGGACUCCAAGUCCAUUGUCGUACAAUAUCCAUACAAAACACCAGGGCCUCCUGGAACACCAAAUAUCCAAUCCGCAUCAAAGGAAAUGAUGAUCAUUGAAUGGAAUGAGCCAGUCAAUGAUGGUGGAAGUUCAGUCAUUGGUUACCAUCUGGAAAGCAAAGAGAGAAACAGCAUCCUGUGGAACAAACUGAACAAGACUCUCAUCACUGAUACUCAGUUCAAGAUCUGUAAUCUCGAGGAGGGCAUCGGAUACGAAUUCAGAGUUUAUGGUGAAAACAUCGUUGGUAUUGGUAGAUGCAGUAAAGUGUCGGAGUCCUUUGUGGCUCGUGACCCAUGUGAUCCUCCAGGUGCUCCGGAAGCUGUUUCUAUUUGUAAGAAUCUGAUCAAGAUUCAGUGGACCAAACCUCAGUACGAUGGUGGCAGCAAAGUAAAUGGAUAUAUAGUGGAAAGGAAAGAUGUUUCCUCCCCUGAUGGACGCUGGGUCAGAUCUAACUUCACAAAUAUAAUUGAGACUGAGUAUACCACCACUGGUCUGACAGAGAAGGAGCAAUAUGAAUUCAGAGUUAUUGCAAGAAAUGCAGCAGGAGUCUUCAGUGAACCAUCCGACAGCUCUGGUCCUAUUACUGCUACUGAUGAAAUUGAACCACCAACGGCCUCAAUGGAUCCCAAGUACAAGGAUGUCAUUGUUGUUAAUGCUGGCGAACACUUGGUUCUUGAUGCAGACAUUCGUGGAAAACCAAUUCCAGAUGUUGCCUGGCUAAAAGAGGGCAAGGAAAUGGAUAAAGCCCUGCGCAUUGAACUGAAAACUACACAGAAGCGUGCAGCCAUGACCAUUAAGGAUGUAACCAAGCUUGACAGUGGUCACUAUGACCUUGUGCUCAAAAAUCUAGGUGGUACCAAAACCUUCCCUAUCACUGUCAAAGUUCUUGAUAAACCAGGUCCACCCACUGGACCAAUGAAAGUGACAGGGAUCCUGGCUGACAGGUGUAUCCUUUCCUGGACUGAGCCAGCUCUGGAUGGUGGGGCCAGUAUCAUUCACUACAUCUUGGAGAAGAGGGAGACUAGCAGGUUGUCAUGGACAAUGGCUGCACCAAAUAUCAAGGGUCUAUACCAUAAAAUAAAAAAUUUGCUCCCUGGAAAUGAAUACAUCUUCAGAGUCAGAGCAGUGAACAAAUAUGGCAUGGGUGAUUAUCUGCAAAGUGAACCCACAAUUGCAUGCAAUCCGUACAAGCCACCCAGUGCCCCUGGAACUCCAGAAGCCAGUCAGAUCACAAAGGACUCAAUGGUUCUGUCAUGGACCACUCCAGAACAGACUGGUGGCGCUGAUAUUGAAGGCUACCACCUUGAAAAACGCGACAAAGAUAGUGUUAGGUGGACAAAAUGCAACAGACAAAAGCUGACUGACACCCACUUCAAGGUCACAGGUCUGAUGACGGAUCACUUCUAUGAGUACCACGUUGCUGCUGAAAAUAUGGCUGGCAUGAGUGACCUCAGUGAACUGUCCCUCUCCUACAGAGCAUGUGAUGCUACAACACCCCCUGCGCCUCCACACCACCCUAAAGUGACAGACUACACUAAGUCUUCCGUGUCUUUGUCAUGGGGGAAACCUGACUUUGAUGGAGGCGCAUACAUCAAGGGCUACCUUGUUGAAAUGAGGGAGUAUACACCAGUGCCUGAAUCAACAGAGGAGGCAGAAGUAGCACCAGCAGUAGAAGCACCAACUGAAAAAGAAUGGACUAUGUGCACUCCACCCACUGGUAUUCAAGCCACUAAACUCACCAUCACAGACCUGAAGGAGGGUGGAGAGUACCAGUUCCGUGUCUGUGCUAUCAACUCUGAGGGUGUUGGGGAGGCUGCUAAUGUCAGUGGCACUGUACUUACAUCUGAUAGAGCGGAAGCACCAGAGAUUGAGCUGGAUGCUGAUCUCAGAAAGGUGGUAUCUGUCCGUGCUGGUGGAACUCUGCGUCUGUUUGUCGCCAUCAGAGGACGGCCUGCACCUGCGGUUAAAUGGGAAAAAGUUGAGGGUACUCUCUCAGAGCAUGCUGCAAUUGACACAACCAGUUCUUACACGAUGCUUGUCAUUGACAACGUCAACCGCUUUGACAGUGGGAAAUACUCGCUUUCCCUGGAGAACAGCAGUGGUACAAAAUCUGCGUUUGUUGCAGUGAGAAUUUUGGAUUCACCAAGCGCACCACAAAACUUUGGUGUGAAGGAGCUCAAGAAGGAUUCAGUGACACUUGCCUGGGAUACUCCACUCACUGAUGGUGGAUCUAAAAUCACAAACUACAUUGUAGAGAAGAGAGAGUCUGUCAGGAAGGCCUACACUACCGUCACCAGCAACUGCACAGCCAACUCAUUUAAGAUUGAAGAGCUGCCUGAGGGUGGAACUUUCUACUUCAGAGUCUGUGCUGCUAAUGAAUAUGGCCUAGGACAGAUGGUUGAAACCAAAGAAAUCAAAGUAUCUGAGGUACCUCUGCCACCAAGCAAGGUUACCCUUGUAGAUUUGACAAAGAACAGCGUAUCAUUGGCAUGGAACAAACCUGCCCAUGAUGGUGGAAGCAAGGUGAUGUGUUACAAUGUAGAAUUUAUGCCCAAGAGUGGAGAUAAAUGGGGCACAGCCUGCACAGUCAAGGUGCCUGAAGCAAAAAUUCCUAAUCUGACUCCUAAUGAAGUCUAUUUAUUCAGAGUUGUUGCAAUCAACGAGAAAGGAAAGAGUGAGCCGAAGGAUCUGGGCUUGCCUGUGGUUGCAAAGGAUGUUGCAAUUGAGCCCUCGGUUAACUUACUUUUCAAUACAUACAGUGUGAAGGCUGGGGAUGACCUCACUCUUGAGGUUCCUGUAAGAGGCAGGCCAAAGCCUGUUGUAUCCUGGAAGAAAGAUGGUCUUCCUUUAAAACAAACAUCAUCAGUCACCAUCUUAAACACUGCAACCUCAUCCAAAAUACUCCUCAAAGAGGCUAGCAGAGAACACGUUGGCAAAUAUGCGAUCACCCUGGCCAACACAGGAGGAACUGUCACCACAGAUAUUACUGUAGUUGUCCUUGAUAAACCAGGUCCACCCAAUGGUAUUAAGGUCGAUGCUGUGACCUCAGACAGCAUCACACUGUCCUGGUCACCACCAGAUUAUGAUGGUGGCUGCUCCAUCAGUAACUAUAUUGUAGAGAAGAGAGACACAAACACACAAGAAUGGCAAAUGGUUGCAAGUAAUGUUGCAAGAACAAGUUACAAGGCUGGCCGCCUCACACAUGGUGCAGAAUACCAAUUCCGUAUCUAUGCUGUCAACCGUUAUGGAAAGAGUACAUAUCUGGAUUCACCUGGAAUUUCUGCUCAGUAUAACUUCAAACAACCUGGACCUCCUUCCACGCCCAUAGUGAAAUUGGCCACCAAGUCCUACAUGCUUGUGACCUGGAAUGAGCCAGUCAAUGAUGGUGGAAGUUCUGUCCUGGGCUACCAUCUGGAGAGAAAGGAGCGUUCCAGCAUUCUGUGGACCAAGAUGAACAGAGGAAUGAUUAAAGAUACAGAAUACAAAGUCAAUGGAAUUGAAGAGGGCAUGAUGUAUGAAUACCAUGUUUAUGCUGAAAAUAUUGCUGGCAUUGGUAAAUGUAGCAAAGCUUGUGAAGCUGUAGCAGCCAGAGAUCCAUGUGAUCCCCCAGGCACACCUGUGGUCACAGCUGUUACCAGAACAUCUGUCUCCCUUUCUUGGGAAAAACCAGAGUAUGAUGGUGGAGCAAAGGUUUCUGGCUACUCCAUCGAACGCAGAGAUCUUCCAGAAGGACGCUGGACAAGGUGCAACUUUACCAAUGUGCCAGAGACCCACUAUGAUGUGACAGGCCUAACAGAAAAUAGCCAGUAUGACUUCCGUGUCAUUGCUAAGAAUGCAGCCGGAUUGUUCAGCGACCCAUCUGACAACACUGGUUCCAUCACUGUCAAGGAUGAUGUGGAUCCACCACGCAUCAUGAUGGAUGUGAAGUUUAGAGAGGCAGUGUUAGUGAAAGCAGGUGAAACUCUGAAGAUUAAUGCUGACCUUGCCGGGCGUCCUGCUCCUGUCGUCUCCUGGACGAAGGAUGGCAAAGAUAUUGAGUUGAGAGCCAGAAUCCAAGUAGUCUCUACAGAUACCAGCACUUCUGUCAUUGUUAAGGACUGCAUCAGAACAGAUUCUGGACAGUAUGCCCUGACUCUACAAAAUAUUGCCGGAAAAGUUACUAUGCCAAUAAACUGUGUAAUUAUUGAUAAGCCCGGACCCUCAGCAGGACCUCUGCAGAUCACAGGUCUCACAGCUGAGCACUGCACCCUGUCAUGGGGUCCUCCUCAGGAGAUUGGUGGUGCUGAUAUCACACAUUAUAUUGUUGAGAAGCGUGAGACCAGUCGCUUGGCAUGGACACUGGUGAAGGAAGACAUCUCAAGCACAUACUUCAAAGUCACAGGACUGCUAAAGGGCAAUGAAUAUGUCUUCAGGGUUUUGGCUGUCAACAAGCAUGGACGUGGUGAGGCUCUGGUGAGUGAUACCGUAAAGGUCACAGAUCCAUACACUUUUGCCACUGCCCCAGCUAAUGUUGAUGUCACAACCAUAACUGGAGAUUCAAUGACCCUCACCUGGUGCAAGCCAGCCAGUGAUGGAGGCAGCCCCAUUACUGGAUAUGUAAUUGAGCGACGCGAGAAGACAGGAAUGCGUUGGGUCAGAGUGAUCAGAGAUCCAGUUCUUGAAUGUACCAGUGUAGCAACCAAACUGCGCAAGGGUUGUGAGUAUGACUUCAGAGUCUAUGCUGAAAAUGCUGCUGGUCUGAGUCCUCCAAGUGAACCAUCUGCAACAUUCAGAGCAAUCGAUCCUCUGGUCGUUCCCUCACGCCCAACCAAGCCAAAACCUGUCAGUUCAACCGUGGACACAGUGUCCAUUGUCUGGAAACCACCAACAGAUGAUGGUGGUGCUCCCGUCCUUGGAUACAGUGUUGAAUACAGAGACUACAUCCGCAAACCAGAGCCAGAGGUAGAGGAAGAAGAGGAAGAAUAUGAGGAGGAGGAAGAGGAAGAGGAAUCACCUGAAGAACUAGCAAGAUGGGUUGAAGCUAUCCCUCUUACCAAGAGCUUGGAAUUCACAAUCACAGGACUAAAGACUGACAAAGAAUACGAGUUCUGUGUCAAGGCACUAAACAAAGUUGGCAGUAGUGUGCGCAGUCCAUAUUCAGAUGCAGCUGCAGCAAUGGACAGAACUGCAGAGCCAUCAUUUGAUGUUGAUAUUGAGAUGCGUAAAGUACUUAGUGUUAAACAUGGCACAGCAUUUACUCUAAAUGUUCCAUUCAAGGGAAAACCUGUGCCAUCAGUGGAAUGGGCCAAGGAGGGUGUUGAUCUUAAAGUCAGGGGAACAAUUGAAUCAACAGAUUCUAGCACUUCCCUGACCAUUGAGAAGUCCAGUAGAAAUGACUCCGGCGAGUACAGUGUCACAAUAGAAUCCCCACUGGGAAAAGCAACACUGCCUGUGGUUGUCAAGGUGCUGGACUCUCCUGGCCCCCCUGUCAAUGUUAAAGUGUCAGCAGUUACUAGGGAUUCAGCAACCCUCACUUGGGAAGCUCCAGAGAACGACGGUGGCGAUGCAGUGAAGGUCUAUCAUGUUGAGAAACGUGAAGCCAGUAAGAAGGCCUGGGUGUCUGUGACCAGCAACUGCCGUGCACUGACUUACAAGGUGGAAGCCUUGCAGGAAGGAGCCAUCUAUUACCUGAGAAUUAUUGGAGAAAAUGAGCAUGGAGUCGGUGUCCCUCAGGAGGCCAAGGCUGGAACCAAGAUUACAGAGGCACCAAGUCAACCCAUGAAACUUGGAGUUGCAAAUGUUACCAAGGACAGCAUCACAAUUGCCUGGACCAGACCAGAGUAUGAUGGUGGUAGCAGAGUUAAAGGUUACCUUAUUGAUGCUCUGGAGAAAGGACAGACCAAGUGGGUGAAGUGUGCCACUGUGAAGACCAUGACUCACACUAUCAAGAGCCUGAGGGAGAAUGCUGAGUACUUCUUCAGAGUGCGAGCCGAGAACCAUGCUGGACUCAGUGAACCCAAAGAGAUGAUCGUACCAGUUAUUGUCAAGGAAAUACAAGAGGCGCCAGAGUUUGACCUGACGAACUACCCGAAGAGUACAGUUUAUGUUAAAGAAGGAUCCGACCUGACCUUUGAGAUUCCUCUCACUGGCAGGCCCAUGCCUACAGUGACCAUGUCCAAGAACAAUGUUGUCAUCAAGGGAUCGAAGAGGCUGCUGACAGAUGUGACACCAGACAGCUUGAUCGUCACUCUAAAGGAAAGCAUUGCAAGUGAUGCUGGCAAAUAUGAAGUCACUGCCUCAAAUGUGGGAGGUACAACAAAGAUCUCCGUUAUCUUCGUGGUUUUGGCCAAACCCGGCCCCACUGGUCCGGUUGAGAUUGGAGAAAUUGGCGAGACAACGGUGUGUCUGAAAUGGGCUCCUCCAGAAUAUGACGGUGGCAGUCCUGUUACUAACUACAUCGUUCUGAAGCGUGAAACCAGCACCCCCAACUGGGCCGAAGUCUCAACUAAUAUUGCCAGAAGUGUGAUCAAGGUGUCUAAGCUGACCAAGGGAGAGGAGUAUCAGUUCAGAAUCAAGGCUCAAAAUCGUUUUGGUGUCAGUGACCACAUUGACAGCAAAUCGGUCCUGAUCAAGCUUCCAUACACCAUCCCUGGACCUCCAUCCACACCUUGGAUCGGCUUUGUAUCGAGGGAGAACCUGACAAUCUGCUGGAAUGAGCCAGUAACUGAUGGUGGAAACCCUGUGAUAGGAUAUCAUCUCCAGAUGAAGGAGAGGAGCAGCAUCCUCUGGCAGAAGAUCAAUAAGACAGCGAUCCCAGCAAACCAGUGGCGAGUUGCAAACAUCUGCCCUGGCCACAUCUAUGAGUUCAAGGUGGCAGCUGAAAAUGCCGCUGGUAUUGGAAAGCUCAGCAAGACCUCUGAGGAGGUGCUUGCUAUUGAUGCCUGCGAGCCUCCAGCAAACGUCCGCAUCACAGAAGUCACCAAGAACUCAGUCAGCUUGGCCUGGCAGAGGCCUCCAUAUGAUGGUGGCAGCAAGAUUACUGGCUACAGUUUGGAGAGAAGGGAAGCCGCCAGUGGAAGAUGGGUGAAAGCCAACUUCACCAAUAUUAUUGAAAUGGGUUUCACUGUAUCUGGACUCAAUCAGGAUGAGUCUUAUGAGUUCAGAGUUUGUGCCAGGAAUGCUAUUGGUUCUGUCAGCAACCCAUCUCUGAUUGCUGGCCCAGUCACUUGUGUCGACGCAUGUGGUGCACCAGCCAUUGACCUUCCUCCAGAGUAUCUAGAUGUGGUUCAGUACAAGGCUGGAGCUUCAGUUAAGCUCAAAGUGGGAAUUAUUGCCAAACCUCUGCCAACCAUUGAGUGGCUCAAGAAUGGAAAUGAGCUGGUAGCAACCUCUACUAUGUGUGUGGAAAGUACAACAGACUCUUCUGCUGUUCUGAUCAAGGAUGCAAGUCGCUUUGACUCAGGCUCGUAUGAGGUCAAGAUCAAGAAUGUUCUCGGAUCGGCAUCUGCUACCAUCAGGAUUGAAAUCCUAGACAAACCUGGACCUCCAGCCGGCAGCAUUAACUUCAACUCCGUCACAGCAGACAAUAUCCUCUUCAGCUGGGAACCUGUGCCUGAGUCUGACCAGGGAGGUUCUAAGGUGACCCACUAUAUUGUCGAGAGGCGUGAAACCAGCCGAGUGGUCUGGUCCACUGUGUCAGACGAGCACGAGGAGACAUAUGUCUCCGUUGGCAAGCUGGUGCGUGGAAAUGAAUAUGUGUUCCGCGUCAUGGGAGUUAAUAAGUAUGGAGCUGGAGAGUCACUGGAGUCUGAGCCUGUCGUCGCUAAGAACUCCUUUGUGACUCCUGGCCAGCCUCGUACUCCUGAGGUGAACAUCAUCACCAAGUCCACCAUGGUGGUAGAAUGGGACAAACCAGGUGUAGAUGGAGGCAGCUCUGUGACUGGCUACUAUCUGGAGAGACGUGACAAGAAGAGCUUGCGCUGGAUCAGAGUUUACAAAGACCCGGUCACUGAUAUCAAACAGACCGUGUACCACCUGACAGAAGGAAACGAGUACCAGUAUCGGGUCUGUGCCAUGAACAAGGCAGGAGAGGGCCCGUUCUCUGAUGCAUCAGACUGCUACAAGGCGGCCGACCCAGUUGAUCCACCAUAUGAGCCUUGCAAGCUGAAGGUGGUGGACUCCACCAAGACAUCCAUCACCUUGGGCUGGUCCAAGCCAGAAUGGGAUGGUGGCAGUGAGGUCACCAGCUUCAUGGUGGAGAAGCUGGUCGAGGGAGAGACAGAAUGGGCUAUGAUUACCUCUAAGGGAGAGGUCAAGACAAAAGAGUACACAGUUCAUGAACUAAAACCAGACGUCAACUACUUCUUCAGAGUAUCUGCUGUCAACUGUGCUGGCCGUGGAGAACCUCUGGAGAUGACGGAACCUGUGCAGGCUAAAGAUAUCCUCGAGGAGGCUCAGAUUGACUCAGACGUGGCCAUGAGGACUCACUACAUUGUAAAGGCUGGCAAGGAUGUGGAGCUCUCUGUUCCUCUGAAAGGCCGACCUGCUCCCACUGCUUCAUGGAGCAUGGGAGACGAAUGCAUCGAUCGUAACCCCAAAUAUGAGUUCCACCACUCAGACACAACCACAGUCCUCGUUAUGCGUGAGGUGACCAGGCUUGACACUGGAAAGUACACAGUCAGGAUAGAAAAUGGUGUGGGAGAAGCCAAGACUCUAACCCUGUCUGUGAAAGUCCAGGACACCCCAGCUCAGUGCAGGAACCUGGUGCUGAAGGACGUGACCCGUGGAAAGGUUACUCUCUGCUGGGAGCCUCCACUCCUCGACGGUGGCGCCGAGAUCACAAACUACAUUGUUGAGAAGAGGGACUCCUCCAAGAGAUCCUUCUCUGCAGUCACAAGCAAAUGCGCAGAAACAACAUACACUAUGGAAGAUAUGUCUGAGAAAACAUCCUUCUUCUUCCGUGUGUUAGCAGAGAAUGAGAACGGUGUUGGUGAUCCAUGUGAUACACUUGAGCCUGUGAAGGCCACAGAGACUCCAGGACCAGUCAAGGAGGUCUCCAUGAAGGAUUCAUCAAAGACAUCUGUCACACUGCAGUGGCUGAAGCCUGAUUAUGAUGGUGGCAGCAUCAUCUCGGACUACGUCAUUGAGAAGAAGCUUAAAGGCGAGGAAUGGUCAUCGGGAGGAUCCAGCCGACAAUGUGAGUUUGAGGUCAAGAAACUCAAGGAGCACACAGACAUGUUCUUCAGAGUGGCUUCCAGGAAUGAGAAGGGACAGGGAGAUUUUGUUGAGACUGGACCCAUCAAGGUCAUUGACUACAUCAUCACACCUGAGGCAAGCCUUGCUGAGUACCCAGAGGGCAGAGUCAGUGUUCGCCUGGGUCACAAUGUGCACAUUGAGUUGCCAUACAUAGGUAAACCCAGACCGGCGAUUCUGUGGCUGAAAGACAAUCUGCCGCUGAAGGAGAGCGACCAAGUUCGCUUCAAGAAGACAGAAAACAAAGCCACGCUGAUGAUAAAGAACGUGAAGAAGGAGAAUGAGGGUAAAUACACCCUGACCCUGGACAAUAAGGUCAACAGGAGAUCCUUCCACAUUCAUGUCAUCACACUUGGACCACCAUCGAAGCCUGUUGGCCCCAUCCGACUGGAUGAAGUGAGAGCUGAGAGCAUCAUGAUCUCCUGGGAUGAACCCAAUGAUGACGGUGGUGGAGAUAUCAGCUGCUACACAGUGGAGAAGCGUGACACGGCCCAGUCUGACUGGAAGAUGGCUUGCUCCAGUGUAGAAGAUACACAAUUUAAGCUCUCCAACCUGAUCAAGGGUGUCCAGUAUCAGUUCAGAGUGUGUGCUGAGAACAGAUAUGGAGUCAGUGAAGCUCUGGUCUCACAGAUGGUCAUCGCCAAGCACCAGUUCAGGCCUCCAGGCCCACCAGGCAAGCCUGUUGUUUACAAUGUCACCAACGAUGGAAUGACCAUCCAGUGGGAGCAGCCCAUCUAUGACGGUGGCACCCCCAUUCAGGGCUUCCAUGUGGAGAAGAAGGAGAAGAACAGCAUCAUGUGGCAAAAGGUGAACACGAUGCUGAUUAAAGAAAACGACUACAGGAUUCUGGAACUCAUUGAAGGCCUUGAGUACUCCUUCAGGGUCUUCGCCCAGAAUGAUUCCGGCUUCAGCCGAAUGAGUGACGAGAGCAAGUCGACCAUGGCCGUCAGUCCUGUCGAUCCUCCUGGUCAGCCCGACUACACGGAUGUGACCAGUGACUCGGUGACACUGAAGUGGGAUGCACCCAAACGUGAUGGUGGUAGCAAGAUCACCGGUUACAGCAUUGAGAAACGCCAGGGACAUGGUCGCUGGUUCAAGGCCAACUUGACCGACGUACAUGAAUGCGAGUACGCUGUCACUGGGUUGGCGACAAAUGAACGCUACGAGUUCAGAGUCAUCGCCAGGAACGCCAUCGGUGUUGUCAGUCCUCCUUCCAACUCCUCUGGCUUGAUUGUUGUCAGGAGUGAGAACGCUUCUCCAAAUAUUGAGUUUGGCCCAGAGUACUUUGAGGGUUUGACAGUCAAGGCAGGAGACAACAUCAGGCUGAAGGUCACCAUCACUGGACGCCCAGUCCCCAAGGUCAUCUGGUUCAGAGACGGUGUGCAGGUUACCAAAAAGAUGAUGGACAUUAUCAAUGUAGCUGGAUCCACGACCCUGUUUGUCAGGGAUGCCGACCGCACGCACCGUGGCCUCUACACUGUGGAGGCCACCAAUGGAUCCGGAUCCAGGAAGGAGAACAUCCUUGUUCAAGUCCAAGACACACCCGGGGAGCCAGUGGGACCCAUCACUUUCAGUAGCAUCUCAGAGGGCAGGUGCACUCUGUCCUGGAACCCACCAGAGAACGACGGCUGCUCCGAGAUUUCACAUUACAUCAUUGAGAAACGUGAGACUGCCAAGAUCUCGUGGGCCUUGGUGUCUGAUGAGUGUGAGGAGUGCGUGUUCGAAGCGUCCAAGCUCAUCAAGACCAACGAGUACCAGUUCAGAGUCUCUGCUGUCAACAAGUUCGGAGUAGGCAGACCUUUGGAAUCCAGCCCUGUCAUUGCACAGAUGCAGUACACCUCUCCUGAAGCUCCAGGAACUCCUGAUGCCACUGAGGUGACAGGAGAGAGCAUCACUCUCUCAUGGGCACCUCCAACAUCCGAUGGAGGAAACUCCAUUCAGUACUACAUUGUGGAGAAACGAGAAAAGAAGACUCUCCGGUUCUACAAGGUGAUUACCAAGAAGCCCAUCAUCGAAUGUGCUCACAAGGUGCUUCACCUGACAGAAGAUACAGAAUACGAGUUUCGUGUCAUGGCCGUGAAUGAUGCUGGUGUUGGAGCUCCGAGCAACAUCUCGAUGCCCAUUAAAGCCGCUGAGCCAAAGGAUAUUCCUUGUGCUCCCUCUGUGGUCUGCGUCUCUGACUCCAGCAACACAUCCAUCAGUCUGGAAUGGAGCAGGCCUGCAGAUGAUGGAGGUCUGGACGUUCUGGGCUACAUUAUUGAGAUGAUGAAGGGAGAAGACACAGAAUGGACGAGAGCAAAUACAGAGCUGGUGGCAGAAACGAAUUACACAGUGACUGGUCUCCAGACAGGAGUUGAUUACAGGUUCCGUGUGGCAGCUGUCAAUCACGUGGGCAGAGGUGAGGAGAAGGAGACUCCAGAGCCGACUCAAGCUGUUGACAGGCUGAUGCCUCCACAGGUGGAUAUUGACGCCACCUUCAAGCAGACACACAUUGUGAAGGCUGGAGGUUCAGUGUGCCUGGGCAUCAACUUCAGAGGAAAACCCAUCCCCACAGCCACCUGGAUGAGAGAGGAAGGAGAGCUGGAUGCCCUGUCAGAAAUCACCACUACAGACGGCUCCAGUUCCCUGACCAUUGAAAACUGCUCUAGAAAUAAUACAGGAAAAUACACUGUUAACCUGGAGAAUGCCAGCGCCAGCAAGGCCGUUACGUUCACUGUAAAGGUGAUGGAUACACCUGGAGCUCCACAGGCUGUGGUCUUGCAGGAGGUAUCCAGAGGCUCAGUCACACUUACAUGGGAGCCUCCUCUCAAUGAUGGGGGAGCUCGAAUCCAUCACUAUAUUGUUGAGAGGCGUGAGGCCAGCCGUCGCACAUGGCAGCAGUCUGGUGGCAAGUGCAAGCAGCACAUCCUGAAGAUCCAGGACCUGCUGGAGGGAGUGCCGUACUUCUUCAGAGUGUCUGCAGAGAACCAGCAUGGUGUCGGUGAAGCAUUUGAACGGACUGAGCCUGUCAUUGCCACUGCAGAGCCAGCAUCUCCAAAGAGAAUGGACAUCCUGGACACCACAGACAGCUCUGUGUCACUGGGCUGGCUGAAACCUGAGCACGAUGGCGGCAGCCGCAUCCAGUGCUACGUCGUCGAGGCAAAGCCAAAGGGUUCGGACAAAUGGGUCGUGGUUGGUAACACCAAGAGCCUCACUUAUGUGAUUGAAAAGCUCAACAAGGGCGAUGAGUAUGACUUCCGUGUGAAGGCCAAGAAUGAAGCCGGCUACAGCAAGCCCAGGGAAACUUUGGCGCCUGUGUUGGUCAAAGAGCCUCAUAUUGAACCUGCUGCUGACCUCAGUGAGAUCACCAACCAGCUGAUCACGUGCAGCUCCGGCAAAACCUUCACCAUCGAUGUUCCCACCAGUGGUAGACCUGCUCCUAAAGUCACCUGGAAGCUGGAGGAAAUGAGGCUGAAGAGCUCAGACAGAGUCUCCAUUGAAGUAACAAAGGACCGAACCAGUAUCUCAGUCAAAGAGGCCAUGAGAGGAGACGGUGGUAAAUACUACCUGACUCUGGAGAAUGUGGCAGGAACCAGGACUUUCACUGUUGAAGUGAAUGUCACCGGUAGACCCAGUCCUCCAACUGGUCCCAUCGAAAUCUCCUCCAUCACCUCUGAGUCCUGCGUCGUUAAUUGGGAACCACCGGAGGAUGAUGGCGGCACUGACAUCACCAACUACAUUGUUGAGAAACGUGAGUCUGGUUCCACAGCCUGGCAGCUCAUCAAUUCCAGUGUGAAACGCACCAGUCUCCAUGUCAGUCACCUGACCAAGUACAUGCAGUACACAUUCAGGGUAUCUGCUGAGAAUAUAUUCGGUGUCAGCAAACACACCGAGUCUGAGACCAUCGUCGCCGAGCAUCCUUUCACACCUCCUGGACCUCCAACAAGGCCGUCAGUGUUCAAUGCCACCGCCAACACAAUGACCAUGAAGUGGGAGGAGCCCUACCAUGAUGGUGGCAGCAAAGUGACAGGCUACUGGAUUGAGAAGAAGGAGAGGAACAAUAUCCUGUGGGUGAGGGAGAACAAGAUCCCCUGCUUUGAUUGUUACUACAAGAUGGAAGGUCUAGUUGAAGGCCUGGAGUACCAGUUCAGGGUUUAUGCCAUGAACAGUGGUGGGCUGAGCAAAGCCAGUGAGGCCUCGAAGGGAGCAGUUGCGCAAAACCCAGUUGAUUCUCCAAGUAAACCAGAGGUCACAAAUGUUACAAGAACCACAGUCUCCCUCAAGUGGUCUGCUCCACUGAACGAUGGUGGCAGUCCCAUCGUGGGCUACAUCAUCGAGCGUAAGCCGUACACUUUGACCGGCGAGGGCCGCUGGCUCAAGUGUAACUACACCAACGUGACCGACAACUUCUACACUGUUACUGCCCUGGGAGAAGGAGAGCCCUAUGAGUUCAGAGUCAUCGCCAAGAAUGCCAACCAGGUCUUCAGUCGGCCAUCCGAGUCCACUGGAUCUGUGCAGUGCAAGACAGACUUUGAGCCUCCAAAGGCCCAGCUGGACAGCAAACUCUUGUCUGAAACAGUGAUGGUCAGAGCCGGUUCAGACCUGGUUCUGGACGCUGCAGUGGGAGGCAGGCCGGACCCCAAGGCUUCCUGGUCCAAGGGCAACAGAGACCUGGACUUGUGUGAAAAGUACAACCUGCAGUACACCCCCACAAGGGCCAUGGCUAUAAUCAAAUUCUGUGACAGAGAUGACACUGGAAAGUACAUCCUCACGGUCAGGAACGUGAGUGGAACCAAGACUGCUGAGGUCAACGUCAAAGUGCUUGAUACACCUGGAGUGUGUGAAGGCAGCAUUGAAAUCAGCAAAAUCACACAGGAGUCAUGCGCCCUGAGCUGGAAGCCUCCACUCGAGGAUGGAGGAGACGAUGUCGCUCACUACAUUGUGGAGAGACGGGACACCAACAGGCUGAACUGGGUCAUCAUGCAUGCAGAGUGCAAGGAGCUGACCUGUGACAUCACCGGGUUGUUCAAGAACACAGAGUACCUGUUCAGAAUCCGGGGAGUCAACAAGUACGGAGCUGGAAUUCCCCUGCAGUCAGGAGCCAUGGUCGCCAGAAACACGUUCACUGUGCCAAGUCCUCCAGGUGGUCCAGAGAUCCUAGUAUCAGGAAAGGACUUUGCCACCAUCGAGUGGCUGAAGCCAGAGAGCGACGGUGGCAGCCCAUUGAUCCACUACCUGGUGGAAAGGCACGAGAGGAAGAGUGCCCGCUGGGUGAAGGUCAACAGGGAUGGAGCUUACCUAGACACCAUGCUGAAGGUGUCUGGUUUGACCGAAGGCAACAUCUACCAGUUCAGAGUGACUGCCAUCAACAAGGCUGGAGAGAGUGAAGCCAGCGAGGUUUCUCUGUAUGUCGUCUGCAGAGUGCCAACAUGCACCCCCGCCCCUCCCUCUAUCCCUCGUGUCACUGACACCCACGCUGACAGCAUCAGCCUGGCCUGGGCCCGACCGGUGGAGGACGGAGGAGCGGAUGUGAUCGGCUACAUUCUGGAGACGCAGGAGGCCGGAGCAGAGGAGUGGAAGAAGGCCCACGAAAAGACCCUUCGUGCUGCUGAGUAUGUGGUGACCGGACUUUCUGCCGGCAAGAAGUACUGCUUCAGAGUGGCUGGCAUCAACGUCAACGGUACGGGAGACUGGAGUGAACCCUGCGCUGAGACCGAACCAGUGGAGAGAAUUGAAAUUCCUGACUUCGAGCUCCACGACGACCUGAAGAAGACCAUCUGCCUCCGCGCUGGUGGCUCCCUCCGCCUGUUUGUCAGUGUCAGUGGUCGUCCCAAUCCUGCCGUCUCCUGGAGCAAGCCAGACGUCGACCUUCACAACAGAGGCUUCAUUGAGGUCACCAAUACGUCCACCACACUCAUCAUCGACAAGGUCAACCGCUACGAUGCGGGCAAGUACACACUGAUAGCCGAGAACUCUGCAGGCAAACAAGAAGUCAACAUCCUGGUCAAGGUCUAUGAUACUCCUGGACCAACUGGACCAAUCAAAAUCAAGGAGCUGAACAAAGAUUCUGCCACCAUCUCUUGGGAAGCACCAACUGUAGAUGGUGGUGCUCCCGUCAACAACUUCAUCAUAGAGAGGCGUGAGGCCUCAAUGAGAGCCUACAAGACGGUGACGUCCAAGUGCAGCAAGACGUCCUAUAAGAUAGAUGGCCUGAUGGAAGGCAUGCUGUACUACUUCCGGGUCCUCCCUGAGAACAUCUAUGGAAUCGGAGAACCGCGCGAGACACCUGACGUCAUCCUGGUGUGCGAGGUGCCUUUGCCACCACACAAACUGGAGGUAGUCGAUGUCACCAAGAGCAGUGUGACCCUGGGAUGGCAGAAGCCUGAGCAUGAUGGUGGCAGCAGACUGACAGGCUACAUGAUUGAGGCCUGCAAGUUCGGCACCGACAAGUGGAUGAAGGUGGCCACACUGAAGCUCACAGACUUUGAGCACACCAUCGAGAAGCUGAAUGAGCAUGAACAGUAUUUGUUCAGACUCAGAGCAAUCAACAGCAGAGGAGCCAGUGAGCCCAAAGAGCUUCUCACCGCGGUCACUGUGCAGGAACAGAGAGUGAUGCCCGUGGUGGACUUUUCCAGUUGUCCUCAGAAGGUCGUCAAUGUCCUCGCUGGCAAGACUCUGGAGCUGGACCUGCCCCUCGUUGGCAGACCUCCUCCCGUCUGCUCUUGGUACUUGCGGGACAACAAGAUGAAAGUUACUGACCGUGUCACGAUCAAGAGCACCGGCAAGUUCUCCAAACUCACUGUGUCCGACACCACCAUCGACGACAGCGCUGACUACACCCUCGAGGUGAAGAAUGCAGUUGGCGUCCUCACAGAGGUCAUCAAGGUCAUCAUCCUGUCUAAACCCGAUGAACCGAAGGGACCCAUCAGCUUUGAUGAGAUUGAUGCCACCACCGUCACCUGCAGCUGGGAGCCUCCCGUCAGAGAUGGUGGCGCUCCGGUCAGUGGCUACGUGGUCGAGAAGCGUGAUGCUCACAGACCUGGCUGGUUGCCGGUCUGUGACUCUGUUAGCCGACCCACUUUCAAGUUUGAAAACCUGAAUGAGGGAGAUGAGUAUGUCUUCCGUGCAGCUGCCAUCAAUCGUUAUGGCACUGGAGAGUUCCUACAGUCCGACAUUGUCACCUGCAAGAGCUUGAAUGAUGUGCCUGGACCUCCUGGCCGUCCAACAGUGUUUGAUGUUUCUCGUGAUGGCAUGACUGUUGCCUGGAACCCACCAGAAGGAGAUGGUGGCCUUGAGGUUUCUGGAUAUAUCAUAGAGCGCAAAGAAGUCAGGUCCGACAGAUGGGUGCGCGCUAACAAGAACCCCGUCACCAUGACCAGAUACAGGUCAACAGAGCUGAUCGAGGGCCUGGAGUUUGAACACAGAAUCACUGCAAUCAAUGCCAGAGGCCUGAGUAAACCCAGUCUGCCAUCCAAACCAGCUGUGGCAACAGAUCCCAUCGAUCCACCUGGUUGUCCACAGAACCCGAGGAUCACCGACACCACCAAGUCCUCAGUAUCAUUGGCUUGGAGUCCACCUGAUGAUGAGGGAGACGCAAGGGUGGAUGGUUACCUGAUUGAGAUGCAGAAGACAGGCACUAUGGCCUGGAUCAAGUGCAACACCACCCCAUCUCUGAUCUGUGAAUACACACUGACCAACAUGCCACAAGGAGAGGAGUUCAAAUUCCAUGUGAUGGCCUGCAAUGCCGGUGGCUCUGGAGAGCCUGCGGAAGUGCCGGGAACUGUCACAGUGACCGAGAUGCUUGAAUCUCCUGAUUAUGAAUUAGAGCUGAAGUACAAAGACGUGUAUGUGGUCCGCCAGGGAGGAGUAGUUCGACUCUCUGUGCCCACCAAGGGAAAACCUCAUCCAGUCUGCAAAUGGUUGAAGGAUGCAGGAGCAGUCUCCACCAAGGCCAUGAUUGCCUCCACUGAAGAUGCCAGCGAACUGGUGAUCAAGGGGGCUGAGAGGAGUGACUCUGGUGUGUAUGACCUCCUGCUGGAGAAUAAGGUCGGCAAAAAGAAGGCCCAAAUCAAGGUGAAGGUCAUUGGGCGCCCAGCUGCUCCAGAGGGACCAAUGGUCUUUGAGGAGAUCCAGGCAAACUCUGUCAAGGUGGCAUGGAAGGUACCCACUAAUGACGGGGGCUCAGAGAUCUUAGGUUACAUUGUGGAAAGACGUGAGGCAGCCAGAAACGCCUGGUAUGCCGUGGACUCCAGAGUGACUGACACUCAGCUGGUUGUCAAGGGCCUGAAGGAAGGAACCGAGUACCACUUCAAGGUCACAGCUGAAAACUCCUUCGGAGUUAGUGCCUCCCUAAAGUCAGAGCAGCCAGUGGUGCCUCAGACUCCUCUUUGUCCUCCUGAGUCUUCAAGCACCCCACCAGAGAUCAUGGACGUCACCAAGAGCUCUGUGGCCCUGGCUUGGUCCAGACCCAAGGACGACGGUGGUUCUGCCAUCACUGGGUACUUUGUUGACUACAAGCUGGUGUCUACUGAGACAUGGUCCCGCCACCAGACCAAGAUCAUCUCCACCAUGUUCACUCUGCCUGGACUCACCCCGGACUCAGACUACCAGUUCCGCAUUGUUGCCGUAAACGACGUUGGUGAGAGUGAGGCUGGUCCUGUGUCUGACCCAGUCACAUGCAAGGAUCCAUUUGACAAGCCAAGUCAACCAGGUGAGAUCGACACAGUUAAUGUGACAAAGAACUGCAUCAGCCUCCGCUGGCAAGCUCCAGAGUGCGACGGUGGAAAGGAAGUCCUGGGCUACUGGGUGGAGUACAGGAAAUCAAUCGAGAGCACUUGGAAGAAGUCCAACAAGCAAAGGGUGAAGGACAAGGAGUUCACCAUGCCUGGACUGGUUGAGGCCACCGAGUACGAGUUCAGAGUGUUUGCUGAGAAUGAGACAGGAAUGAGCCGACCCCGAAGGACCACCACAUGCAUCAAGACCAAACUGAGCGUUGAAACUAAGCCAAGCCUGAGGAAGGAAAUGGACGAAGUAACUGUCAAACUGGGCCAGCCUGCGGUCAUGAAGUGCCAGAUCAUUGGUAGACCUGUUCCUGACAUCAAAUGGUAUCAUGGCGACAAAGAGGUUGUCGAAUCACGCAAGUAUGAGAUGAGCUCCGAUGGCCGCAACCACUCCCUGUCAAUAACGACCAACCAGCAGGACGAUGAGGGACAGUACACCUGUAAGGCCAUCAACGAGGCCGGAGAUGCUGAGACCGCAGGUCUCCUGGUGUUGGAGGCAGCUCCAUCCUUCCAUGCUGACUACCCAUUGAAGGCCACCUACUAUGCUGGUCUGGGAACUACUCUGCGUAUCCACGCCGUCUACAUCGGCCGCCCAGAGCCAAAGAUCAUGUGGCUGCAUGGAGUGAAGACUCUGGAGAACACAGAAGACAUCAACAUUGAGACAACCGAGCAUUACACACACCUUGUCAUUAAGAAUGUGCAACGCAGAUUACAUGGAGGCAAAUACAGGAUCAGACUGCACAACCACUUUGGCAGAGCUGACACCGCCUUCAAUGUGGAAAUCUAUGACAAACCUGACCUUCCACAGGGUCCCAUUGUCCUGGACGCCCUCCUGAAGAAUUCAGUCAUCAUCAGCUGGAAGGCUCCCCAGGACGAUGGAGGCUGCAUGAUCACCAACUACAUCGUGGAGAAGCGUGAGGACAAGGAGGGAACCGAGUGGGAACUGGUGUCCUCAUCCAUUAAUGGAACAUCUUGCCGUGUCCUCAACCUCAUCGACAGUGCUGGAUACUUCUUCCGUGUGUAUGCCCAGAAUCGCUAUGGCAACAGUGAGCCAUUGGAGCUCACUUCACCUAUUCUCAUCAAGAGCCAAUUGGAGAAACCAUCACCACCUCUGUCACCAGUUGUGUCGGCAAUUACCAAGGACUCCUGCGUGGUUUCCUGGAAGCCUCCACUCAGUGAUGGUGGCUCCAAGAUCAAGAGCUAUUGCCUUGAGAAGAAGAACAAGAAGGACAAAAAGGAAUGGACCGAAUGGACUCCUGUGUCCACAGAUGAGAUCAAACAGACCGUGUUCUCAGUGAAGCAUCUCAAGGAGGCCGCCGAGCACAUCUUCCGUGUGAAGUGCGAGAACGUCGGAGGACAGAGUGACUACAGUGAGGAGACCGCUCCCAUGGUUCCAGUCACGGCUAUGGAGAUCCGUGCUCCAGCCUUCAAGGAGGAGCUGAGGAACAUGAGCGUCAAGUACAAGAGCAACGCCACCCUCGUCUGCAAGAUCUUAGGACAGCCCAAGCCUGUGAUUAAAUGGUUCAGACGAGGAAAGGAGAUCCAUUCUGACGGAAAGAAGAUCAAGAUCCAGGAGUUCAAGGGAGGUUACCACCAGCUGGUUAUCACUGAGGCUGAUGAGGAAGACUCCACUGUUUACCAGAUCAGAGCCACCAACCAGGGAGGCUCCAUCUGUGCUACAGUCUCUUUGGAUGUUGAAGUCCCUGCCCAGAUCAACCUGCCGAAGAACCUUAAGGACAAAGAAGCCAUCCCUGCCCUGCGUGGAGAGAUGGUUAAUAUCAAGAUUCCUUUCGGUGGCAAACCAGAUCCUGUCAUUACAUGGCAGAAAGGACAAGAUCUCAUCGACAGCAACGGCCACUACCAGGUCAUUGUAACCAGGUCCUUCACGUCCUUGGUGUUCCCCAAUGGAGUGGAGAAGAAGGAUGCUGGUUUCUACAUUGUGUGUGCCAAAAACAGAUUUGGUAUUGACCAACAGACAGUUGAGCUGGAUGUGGCUGAUGUGCCUGAUCCUCCACGUGGUGUCAAAGCCGGAGACGUCUCCAGAGACUCUGUUACUCUGAACUGGGUGGCACCAGCUAAUGAUGGCGGCAGUAAGGUCAUCAGCUACAUCAUUGAGAAAUGCCCCACCACUGCUGAGAGGUGGGAGCGUGUCGCCCAGUCCCGUGACACUCACUACACCGUCAUCAAUCUGUUUGGAGGAACCAGCUAUCAGUUCAGGGUCAUUGCUGAGAACAAAUUUGGACAGAGUGCUCCAUCUGAGACCAGCGGACCUGUCAUGACUAAAGAGGACAAAUCCAGAGUCCUGCUCUAUGACAGGGAGGUUGACGAUACUGGACGUGUCCCCAGGGGCAAGGCUCAACACUCUGAUGCCAAGAAUCUACACAACAAAUAUGCUAUCGCAGAGGAAGUGGGCAGAGGUCAGUUUGGCAUUGUCCACCGCUGUGUUGACAUCAGCUCAGAGAAGACAUACAUGGCUAAAUUUGUCAAAGUGAGAGGUGCUGAUCAAGCAAUAGUCAAGAAGGAAAUUGCAACACUGCGCUUGGCCAAACACACUAACUUCCUCCUUCUCCAUGAGUCUUUUGACAGCCCAGAAGAUCUAGUGAUGAUCUAUGACUUCAUCUCUGGUGUCGACAUCUUCGAGCGCCUCAGCUCAGCAGACUUUGAGCUUAAUGAGCGGGAGAUCGUUAACUACAUCAGACAGAUCUGCUCAGCUCUCGAGUUCUUGCAUGCCGAGAGCUAUGGAAACUUUGAUAUCAGACCUGAGAAUGUUGUGUACGCAACAAGAACCAGCUCUAAUGUAAAGAUCAUCGAGUUAGGCCAGUGCAGACACCUAACUCCUGGAGAACAAAUCAAGAUUCAGUAUACCACUGCAGAGUAUGCAGCCCCUGAGAUCCACCAGUGUGACUUGGUCAGCAGUGUCACUGACAUGUGGCCGGUUGGUGUCCUUGCCUACGUUCUCCUCAGUGGACUCAAUCCAUUCACAUCUGAAACCAACCAACAGAUGAUCGACAACAUCUCCAAUGCAGCCUAUAGCUAUGAAGACGAAUCCUUCACACAGGCCAGUUUUGAGGCAUUAGACUUCACAGACCGCCUCAUGACAAAGGAUCGGAGACAUCGUAUGACUGCUGCCGAGGCUCUGGCGCAUCCUUGGCUUGCAAAGCCUGCAGAGGAAAUCAGCAGCAGAGCAAUCCCAUCUGGUAGGCAUAAAAGAUAUUACCAAGCGAUGGUGAGAAAGGAGUGGAACACCGUUGUGUCUGCAGCCCGCGUGGCCAGUGGCGGCUCCAUCAGGUCCCAGCGUGGAGUCUUUGUCGCCAAGGUGAAGAUUGCUUCCUUUGAACACGGCCCUCUUGCAGGACAGAUUGGACAUGCAGUGGUGAAUGAAGGAGACAAUGUGAAAUUCAUCUGCCACAUUGACAACUAUGAUAGCGCUACUGAAGUGACGUGGUACUGUGGAGUCAGGCAGCUUGAAGCUGGAGAAAAAUAUGAAAUUGAAUAUGAGGAUGGCCUGGCUGUAAUCACCAUCAACAAGGUCACAAGGGCAGAUGAUGGUACCUACAGAUGCAAGGUUGUUAAUGAGUAUGGUGAAGACAGUGCCUACGCCGAGGUGUUCAUCAACAGUGUGAGAUCGUGCCGCGAGUACUUCACCAGUCGUGUGGUCAAGAGAACAAAGCGCAGAGUGGACACUGCCAGAAUGCUUCAGAAACCACCGGAGUUCACCCUCCCUCUGGUCAACCGGACCGCCUACAUGGGAGAAGACGUGCGCUUCAGUGUCACCAUAACGGUUCACCCUGAGCCGCGUGUCAUCUGGCACAAAUCGGGACAGAAACUUAUCCCUGGAAAUGAUGACAAGAAAUAUACCUUUGUCAGUGACAAGGGUCUGUACCAGCUGAUCAUCCACAAACUGGACAAGGAGGAUGAUGCAGAAUAUAGUGUUGUGGCACGUAACAGGUACGGUGAUGACAGCUGCAAGGCUCGUCUUACUGUCGUUCCUCGUCCUAAACCAGCAGAUCUCACCCUGAGGCCCAUGUUCAAACGUCUGCUAGCAAACGUAGAGUGCAGGGAGAGCCAGAAUGCACGGUUUGAAAUCAGAGUGUCUGGCCACCCCACACUGAAGUGGGAGAAAGAUGGCACACCUUUGGCCUUUGGACCAUCUAUUGAGGUUAUCCACGAGGGUCUUGAUUACUACAUCCUUCAUGUGAGAGACACUCUCCCUGAGGACUCUGGCAUAUACAGAGUAACUGCUACCAACUCUGCUGGAUCUGCCAGUUGCCAGUCCACACUCAAAGUGCUGCGUGUCACUCAUGUUAAGAAGGAAUAUGAGACCAGUGAAAAGGAAAAGCAAAAGUUAUCUGGACAGGAAGAAAUGGACAAAAAGUUGAGGCUUUACCAGAUCAUGUCCGGCACUGUUGUUGCACCUCUCCCACCUUUAGCAGUACAAGCUGUCAGGGAGGCCGCCACCAUGUUCAAACCGGCUGUGACAACUAAGAAGGGAGAGAAGACUGAGAUCGAGAUACAGAAAGAACGAGAGGAGAGGAAGAAGCGAGCGGAUGAGAAGAGGCUGCGAAUGCCCUACGACGUCCCCACUCCUCGUGUCUUUAACCCAGCUGUUCUCGAGCAAGAUUUGGAAAUAAAACACUUCAAGCCACUCUCUGACAUGAAAUGGUACAAGACACUGCGAGAUCAGUACGAGUUCCCUGAGCCUAUGGAUAAAAUAAGUCACAAGAGGAUGAAGCGUAUUCGCCUCUCCAGGUGGGAGCAGUUCUAUGAGGUGCCAAUCAGGAUCAAGGACCAGUAUAAGCCCAAGUGGCGCAUCGCAUCCAUCACUCAGGACGACCUGGAGACAGUGAGGCCUGCAAGGCAUCGCACUCCUUCCCCUGAGAUGGAGGCAUACCACAGGAUCAGGAGGAGAUCCCUGGGUGACCUGUCCGAUGAGGAACUGCUGCUGCCUGUGAAUGAGUAUCUGUCCAUGAAGAGAAUUGAGGAGGAGAGGCUUCGUCUGGAGGAAGAGCUGGAACUGGGGUACUCUGUUUCUCCACGGAGCUUCAGCCCAGUUCCCUUUGAGCUGUCCGCCCUGCGUCCCUCAUCUCCUAGAAGAGACUACAGUGAUGAUGAAGAGGAGGAAGGGGUCCGCAGAUAUGACUCCUACCGAAUUCCAUCUAAAUAUGAGGCUGGUCCAAGUUUUGUUGAGCUUCGCCAGCGUCACGACAAAGCUACCCAUACACAUCAGAAGCAGAGGGUUUAUGAAGACAGAGAAGAUGAGGAGCUGCUGCGCCCACACACCACUGCUCAGAGAAUCACAUCAUACAAGAGUGAACUCAAACGCAUGGAGUUUGAGGAGAAGAUGCGAACCUCUAAAAAGGAAACAACUGUCACUGUUGCAAAAGUCUCUGAGAGUGUGGAAUCUGAGUACCUGACGUCCUUUACCUCAGCAUAUAUUCCUAAACCCAUUAAGAAGCUUCCAACGCCUGAACCUCUGAGGGGAACAUCUUCCUCCCUGGAAAAGGCUGCGAAGACAGACAUCGCCUUCCCAAGAGUUGACUUUGCAUCCAGGUACGAGGAGAGGAAGCAGGCUCUGAGGUCAGAGAGGAGAUCAGUGGAGGUUGUGACACAGGCUCGGUUUAGCCUUGACCACGCUCCACAUAUCACCAUCAGGCUGAGAUCCCAUCGCGUCGCCUACGGCUCCAACACAAGGUUCACCCUGAACAUCCAGGCCAAACCAGAAACUGAGGCCAAGUGGUUCCACAAUGGAGAAGAGAUUCAUCAGAGCAGCAAGUACCACAUGACCAAUAUCAGUGGAGUGCUGACCCUCCAGAUCAUCAACUGUGAGACUGAGGAUGCUGGAACCUACCGUGUUGUCUGCAAGAACACCAAAGGAGAGACUUCUGAUUAUGCAACAUUAGAUGUUGCAGAAAACGAAUAUGUUGUUUUCUCUUCACAACGCACAGAUGAGGAGCCUCCAUCCGCCCAUCUGCCUGAAAUGACCAAAACAGAGGAAUAUCACGUCUCCUCCUCUAAAACAACAGAAACCGUAACUGAAACUGUUGAAGAGACCACUACUGUUGUUGAGAAGCCGAGGGAGAAGCCCGGUGCUCCUGCUCAGAUCCUGACCAAACCUCAGUCUCUCACGGUGGAGGAGGGCGGCCUCGCCAGGUUCGACUCUGAUGUCGCUGGUGAACCAGCUCCUUCUAUCACCUGGAUGCGUGAAGGCACAGUUAUUGGUUCCACUGCUCGUCACCACAUUGUCUCCACCCAGAACAACUCCUCCUUCGAGAUCUCUCCCGUCGAGGUGUCAGAUGAAGGCAGCUACACUCUCCUGGUGGAAAAUGCUGCAGGCAAACAAGAGGCUCAUUUCACUCUAUCGAUCCGUAAAUCUGAUUCCAAGGAAGAAGUUGUUGCUCUGACUAGAAUCACCUCUCCAGAGGCUAAGUCACCUCUUCCCAAGUCGCCUGAACCAGUCAAAACUCCCAAGAGAGUCAAGUCCCCUGAGCCAAUCAAGUCCCCUCAGAGAAUCAAGUCUCCAGUCUCACCCAAGUCCCCAACACCCAAGUCCCCAACACCCAAGUCCCCAACUCCAAAGUCCCCAACUCCAAAGUCCCCCCCUCCAUCAGAAAGGAGCAAGCAGGUAAUCCCCGCGAGUCCGUCCGCUCCUCGGUUCCUCGUGCAGCCGAGGUCCCAGAAUGUGAACGAGGGACAAAAUGUGAAAUUGACGUGUGAAAUCCAAGGAGAACCUUCACCUGAAGUGGAGUGGUUGAAAGACAAUGUGAUGAUUUCUGUCACGUCAAACAUCCGACUGAGUCGCUCUGAACACGUCAACGCUCUGGAGAUCCGUGACGCCACGGUCGCAGACAGCGGCAAAUACACGAUAAAAGCCAAGAACCAGUUCGGACAGUGCUCUGCGACAUCGUCACUCAACGUCUUCACCCUCGGUGAAGAGCCGACAACAAUGAUUAUCACGGAGCAAAGAGACUUUACUGGCACCGCUGCCGGCGUGCAGACAAGCGUCUCCGCCUCGUCCGUCCACACGGAGGCCGGCGUGCAGACGAGCAGCCGCGUGUCUGAGGCUAGCAUGUCUGAGGCUAGCAUGUCUGAGGCUAGCAUGUCUGAGGCUAGCAUGUCUGAGGCUAGCAUGUCUGCCAUGAUGGCCAAGUCGAUGGUUUCCAUGAGCUCCAGCAGCCAAAUGAUGGAAAUGUCUGUUCAGUCGCAUGUGACGUCCUCGACCUCCGUGAGCGCCCGAACCACCGCGGUCAAACGAGGUUUUCCAGCAAAGAUCGAGAAUCUUCCCCAGGACGUCAGUGCCGAGCUGGGGAAGUCCCUGACGAUAGCGGGGGUGUUCUCCGGAGACCCCGCCCCCUCCGUGCAGUGGGUGCGCUCCGGGCGUCCCCUCGCCAGCGGAGACGGGCGCUGCCGCGUGGAGAACACCGGCGACCUCUCCACCCUGGUGAUCGCUCCGGUGAAGGAGGGCGACGGGGGGGCGUACGUCCUGCGUCUGUCCAACGAGCUCGGCUCCGACUCCAGAACCGUCAACGUUCUCAUUCGAUCCAUGUAA
Molecule: messenger RNA, 89280 nt
Organism: Limanda limanda (common dab)
Lineage: Eukaryota; Metazoa; Chordata; Actinopteri; Pleuronectiformes; Pleuronectidae
Gene: ttn.1
Product: titin, tandem duplicate 1
Exons: 230
Biological process (GO): protein phosphorylation
Molecular function (GO): ATP binding; protein kinase activity; protein binding
Source: RefSeq, a predicted model, not a curated record